CUUGUGUAUUCAUUAUCUUGCUCCACAUCACACAUCUAAAUAAAGGCACUCCUCCUCCACUCCUUCUUCCUCUCCACCAUCUUGCCUGGACCUCAGUGGGGCCUAGCAACCCACCCUGAUUAUCGCAGGAUAACAGUGAUCAACUACUCAAUGUUUAAAAUGUUUUCUGAAUGAGAAAUGUACUUUGAGAACUACCACAAUCCUUUUGGGUAGUGUUUCAUUUUUGUUUGGGACUGAGGGUAUGUUUUCCAGAUGUCUUUAUUUUAUAGGACAUUCCAGAUGUUAGAAUUCUAAUGCUCCAAAGUGCAAUCCAUUCAACGUUCUGUGUAUUACCAUGGAAAUGAUACCCAAUACCACCAGAUCAGCUCUACUGGGACACAGAGAACAAGCACAUAGGGUCAACCCACGGAGUCUUGUUUCUUUCAUUAUUUGAUCCUUGAAUCUCUGAGUAUUAACUCAGAUUUUGCCCCAUAGAACUAGUUACUUUGUUAAAAUUAGUAUUAUGAAAAUAUUGGAUUGUAGGGGGGAAAGCCUUAUUUUAAAUGAAGGUCAGUUGGAUCUUGGCAGCACAUCUGGCCCUAUAUUUACUUAGAAAUAAGCUCAAAUUGCACCAGAACUUGGAUUGCAUGCAGUAGAACAACCCUCUUAGACUGAAGCCAGCUGGUUGAGAGAGCACUUUUAAGCCAGGGAUGAGGCAUUUUGGCCUUCCAGGUGUAACUAGGCCACAACUCCCAGCAUCCCUGAUGGUUGGCUAUGCUGGCUGGUGUUGAUGGGAGUUGUGGCCCAACAACAUCUAGAGGGUCACAGGUUCCCUACCGCUGCCCAUGCAUUCUGCUUAGAGCUCCCUCUUCAAAGACACGAAGGCUGAAAUGUGAGGGCGAUCUGGCUGCGACAUCUGUCACCCCAUUGAUUGCCCGGGUUAAUUCGGCUGAUCUGGCCGGCUAGGCGGGUGUCCCCUCCCUCCCUCACCACUCCAUGUGCUUCUCUCCCAAAGCUGCACACUCGGUGGAAGAGGAUGACCAUCCCAGAUAGAAGGAGUGUACUGUUCUUCGGUCAAGUGUACAGUAUACAAUAGCUGUGCUCCCCUGCAUAGAACCUCCAAGCAAGACCAUGUCCCCUUUUGAGAUGGAUCCACUAUUAAGAGCUAAAGAGCUGAACUGGGCCAGAGCAAGGGUCCGUCUGGCCCAGUAUCCUGUUUCCAACAGUGGCCAGUAAGCCAGAUGCUUCUAGGAAGCAGGGCAAUCAAGUUAGUGGUUCUUCUUCACUGUUUGCUUUCCUUGCACCUAACACUGAGAGGCAUAUUGUGCCUGAAGGUCGAGGUUCAAUUUAGGUGGCAGAGCUAAUAGCUGGUUUUAGGCUAAUCCUUCUUCACGAGUUGGUCUACUCCUUUUACAAAGUCACCUAAGUGCCAGACAAGUUCUGAUGGUAGCAGAUUCCAUGUGUAGAAUUAGGAUUGCCACCAACUCCCUAUAAAUCCUGGGGUAGACUGGGUGAUUUCAAGUAUAGCAUUGGUGGGAAAAUAGGAACUAAACCCAGCCACGUCCCACUCACCCUUAACAAAAAUGUUUCUUCUGUUCAAGCAACCUCAGCCAGGAGAAAACUAAAUGGGGCACAGAGAGGAUGAGGGGUCUGCUCCUUUUUCUGCAUAGCUGUCAACUUUCAGAUUUGAAAAUAAGGGAUCAGCAGCCUCGAAAAUAAGGGAUCAGCAGCCUCACCUGUCCUGGGGACAGUCUACGGGAUAUUUAACAAUCUGGGAUAGCAGCGGGAAACGGUGCUGGAAUAAGGGUAUUUCAACAAAAAGGGAAGGUUGACAGCUAUGUUUUUUUGGUAUGCUGUGUUUUACAUCUCCUCCCUCUUCAGAGGAAUCCGUAAGAUACAGACAGAGUCCUGCAGUCAGCAUCAUGUCUGGCUGCACCAAAAGCAGUAGCCUGCCAUCAUGAGAAUAUUCAUGCUGAAUCAGGCCGAGGCUCGUUUAGUAUAGCGUCCCAUUGUCAUUGUGGCCAACCAGGUUCCUGUGGCAAACCAUUGCAAGAACAUGAAGCAUAUCAGCACUCUCUCCACUUUAAAAAAAAAGUUUUUAUUAAAGGUUUUCUUGGGUUACAAAAGUAUUUACAGUGUCUCUGUUUUCCAUUCAUAGAAUCUUUUCUACAGAUCAGUUAUACUUGAUGUGAGACACUAAUGUUAUAGGCACUCUUCCCCAUUUGUGAUCACCAACAAAUGGUAUUCUGAGGCAUCCUGCCUCUGACAGAGGAGGGGGGACAUUCUAGUGAGUUGCCAUUGGCAGUGUUAUCCUCAAUGAAUUUCUAGUGUGCCUUUAAAGCCAGCUUUGGGGAGUCAAUUCCAAAAAAAUUAUUUAUCUGAAUCUACUCCCAGUUUCAUUGGGUAACCCAAGUUCUAGUCUUAGAGGAAAAAGAAAAAUUUAUUUCCUCCAUUUAUAAUUUUAUACACUUUUAUCAUUUUCCCCUUCUUCUAAACCAAAGCACUCCAAAACGUUUAGCCUUUCCUUGGAGUGAAUGUGCUCCAACGCACUUGGGUGAACCUUCUUCUAAAUUAUUAUUUUAAAAACAUCCUUGUUGGGAAGGGCGGGAGAGAAUCAGAACUGGGCUUAAGUUAAUUCCGGGCAGGGGACAGCAAGAAGAAUUUGCAGAGCCGGACACGCACCACGUACUACUUGAAUAAAUGAGAAUUUGCGGGAAGGGGCCAGCGCGGGAGGCCACCUCACUUUCCCCGCGCCCAGUGGGAGGGUCAUGCCUGCCUCCCAACAUGGUGGAGGUGUGCAUGGGAAGGAGGGCGGGCGCGCGCGCGCUUGCUUGCUUGCUCCAGCCGCGGCUGCGGCUCCUUUGUGUCUCUCCCUCUGCCGGAGAAAAGGGUUGGGGCGCUCGCUUGCAGCCUAGGCAAAGAGGAAGCGUUAUGCCAGGAGGAAAGGGUUGGGGGGAGAGAGGGAGGGAGGGAGCAGGAGGAAUCCCAGCCUCCUCUUUGCCGCGUGUGUUUGUAAGUAAGAUCAAUGGAGCUGCAGGCUCCCCCCACCAGCGCCAGGCGGCCUGCUUACUGCAAGGCGCGCACGCGCCCCACCCACCCCGGGCUGCAGCUCCAUUCCACCCAACCCUCUUACACCGCCUGCUCCUCCUCCCCCCCCCCACCGCGCACCCGGGGCAAUUACCUGUCUGCAAGCCCCGCCCCCGCGCUGAUUGACGGCCCGGAUCACGUGGGGGAGGGAAGAGGAGCAGGAGGAGGACGCCGGGGCGGGCGCUCGCACCUGGAGCUGGAGGGGAGGGAAAACCGGACGGGGAUGCGCUCGGCUGGGGCCGCCGCUACCGCCACCGCCACCAGCUCGUUCUGCGCCGCCGCAGGCCGAACCCAGCUCCUGCGCCCGGUGGAGGGGCCAUGGUGGCUGCUGCCCCUGCUGCAGCCGCGGCCAUGAGGAAAAGCUUCCUGGUCCCCGAGAUCAAGCCCUUGGAUCAGUAUGACUUCCCUCGGGCGCGCAGCGCCGCCAGCCUGGCCUGGGUGCUCGCCAAGGGCUACGGGGGUGCAGGUACGGCGGGAGCCCCGCGCGGGGAAGGGAGCGGGCAGCCCGUUGGCGGGGUCGGGGUUUCUUUCCCUUCCUGAUCUCCCUUCCGAGGAGGAGGGGCGGGAUCUCCAGUGGCUGCGUGUGAGUUAAGGAGAGAGGAAGCCGUGAUUCCCGUCCCCCCCUCCCGCCUUCGACCCGAUCUCGCCGUCCCUGGCGGGCUCCUGGGUUUGUGUUUCUUCUGCCUGCUCCUCCCCGGCUAGGAUAAUAUGUCCGCCUCCCCAUCGCGCUCGGCUCCGUGGGAUGCCCUACCUGCUAUAGCACCCGGGGAGGGAUGGGAUGGGGUGGGCUGCCUUGGCAACCAGCCCUGCUGCUUCCAUCCCACCCUUUCAGCGCUAACAAUGGGCUCCGCUCGGUCGCCGCCUUCUCGACUAGAUAGCCCGGGUGGGGCUGAGGUGGAGGGGGGAGCGACUCGAGUCUGCUCCUUUCUUCCUGGCGAGGGUCGCCUAAUGUCUCUCCCCACGCAGGUGCCGGGCUUCCCCAGGUGUGGACAGAGCUGUGAUUAGGAGAGGGGAAUUGGCGUCUGGGCUGGGAGGGCGCCUUUUCUGUAGGUCGAAGUGGGGCGUGUGAGGGGAGGGGGAGGCUGCCAUGAUAGCGGAGGGGUGGGUGGGUAGGUGUUCUGCCAUGUCUGCUGCAGCUCAUUUGCUAAGAGCAGCCCUGGGUAAGCCUCAGCCCCCCCCCUUCACUAAGCUCAAUUCCUCCCUGGCUUUUUGUGUUGCCUUUUGUUAACAGUGUUGGCAGCACCUGCAUGACUAGCAUACUGUUAGGUGAGAUCAGAGCUGAAACAUGCUCUUCCCUGGGGUCCAGCUGGUCUGCGGAGCCUGAGGGUGUCAGUGCCGCCCCACCCUGCUUAGUGACAGCAUUCAUUUGCAGAAGCCGAGAGCAGGGCGCUGCUGUUGGUGUUUACCUUUGCUAAGUGGCAUUAUUUUGUGGCGUUAAAUUCCUCCAGGGGAAGCCCUGCCAAUGGGUGCCACCAGAACGGCCCCAGCUGUGGAGCUGUAUUCUGAGGCUAAGCUGUGGCAGCUGGAAGGCAGGGGGGAGAGAGAGAUGGGAGGUAACUAGAAAGGCUUCUGUGCUUGUACUUGAUCCUCUGGUUUUGCCAUCUCGGUAAGGACUACUCAAGGACCACUUUGCAUCUUUAGCUUGGUCCUCUUCAGCUCCUUGGCAGUUCUGGGCCCAGGACUGUGCUCCUUUCCUUGGCAACCCUGGGCUCUCCCCGCUGUUCCCUUUGUCUCUGCCAGGCCUGGAAUUAAUGUUCUGUGAGGAUUUGCAGAUUGGCGUUGCUUUCAUGCAUGAUGGAGGAGGAGGAGGGGAGGGGGGAGCAGACAAUCCCUAGUGGGGGAUUGACCUUCUUGCUGUUGCUUCAUAGAAGUGUGUGCUCUUUGUCGCUGCUCUGGUGCCCCCGCUAACCCAGAUCCCUCUCCUGGCUUCGCCCUCUCUGCUGCCAAAAGGGUGGUGGGCCAGCCUGUGCGCUUUGUGUUCAUUGAGAAGCCAUGCUUCCUUCGCGUUGCUCCACAACUGUCAGACUUGUAAGGAUUUGCAGAGUAGGGGGGGAGUGUUCUAUGGAUGAAGUAGCCUAAGCACGACUUACAUGGCAAGGUGGAGGUGUGGGUAAGUGAGACGGCCCUUGACAGUGGCUUCUAAAGGUAUAAGGAGCUUCAUGUUGCUGGCAUACCUGUAGGCAGAAGGCUACCAGCUAGUGUGUGACAGGCCUUCCUCAUUGUGUAUGGGCUGCUAUGGGGAGGGGAGGAGAGGAUGACGACAACGGGUGUUCCUCUGAGGCUGUUGACCUGAAAGUAACAUAAUAGGGUUUGAAGCCUGCUGGUCCACAGCCAGCUCUGGAGCUGGGAGCAACAGGAAUGGCUUGCAAGGUUGUGUGACAAUGAAUAACCAGAGUCUCUCUCCCUCCCUCCCGCAACUGAGGGCCUUUCUGCCCAGAAGCUGUUUUCUUCUUAGAGACUAAAUGUACCCUGCUUCUGGGCUGAGGUGGGAACCACCAUUCCGUGAAGCAACAGGAGGACAGUGAAUUGCUGUGCUUGGUGGAUGUUGAAGUGCCUUGUGUGUGUGUUUCUGUGUGUGUAUUCACAGGCAUGUAUUUGGAUGACCAGUUCUCUCAUUUGGAGUUAGUGUAAAUAUAGGAUCUGGUCAAGCCCAAGCGAGAACAGGUUCCCCUUGUCCCUGCCCUUCCUUGUCACCCCGAUGACACACCAAACAGUACACUUUGGUGGUGGAAAGGAGAGAGCCUUGUCAUUUGCCUUGGAUGGAGGCCAGGGCGAUCAGCCUUGCUCAGCCAGUGCUGGGUUCAAAGUCUAGUGAAGUGUGUCGAGAAUGUGCUUGCUAGGGUUUGCCAUAGUUUUCCGAAUAGAGCCUGAAAACCCAUUCGGCCUGCAAGGCAAGCCUUUAUGGAAGCGGCACCUGCUUACCUCACGUCAGAAAAUGCACAUGGCACUGCUUAGCAUCUGCUCCUGAAAUAAGCUACUGGUCAUGGUGGGAGUCAUCAUUCGGCUUCAAGCCAGGGAUUUUUUGCGACUGCUAUAUGAUCUAAAGGAACAGUGUGGGGGCUGUAGAAAGUUAAUGUGAAAUGGCAAAGAAAUACAUGGAAGUGGCUUUUUCAAGUUUUACACGACAAAAUUUUAAGUAAUUUCAGUAUGCAUUUGAAAAUAAAGAUCUGCAAGUGAAACUGAGUGCCAGCUUGCUUUACUAGACACACUGCUGCCUGCACUUAUUUCUUCACCAAUAAGUAAAAGAGCCAGAUGCUUUUAAUUUACUGAAAGCCAAAUGAGGAAGGGACUUGGAAUUCCCUCAGCCCAACCUGUAGCUACAGGGCCUAUGACCCAAUGCUACGUAUUACUCAGCUGAUACAUCCGGCAACUGGUCCCUUUCCCAUAACUGGGUCAGGAACUGGCUAACCUCUGCCAGGUGUCCUGAUUGGCAUUGCUGUGUUUGUUGCACACCCAAAGCAGUUGCUAGUAAUUAUGUGCAAUGUUGUAGCACCCUGAGGUUAAUUCCCUAUAUUACUUGUGAUCCCCUUUGUGUUCGUUCACAAACUGGGGUAAUCCCCACCCUCAAGGGUUUGUGGCAACGGGUGGGGCAGGAAAUGGAGGAGGAGUGGGAGUGACCAGAGUGAGGCUCACCAGCUGAGAUAGGUGUACACACGCAAAUGGCGCUGUGGUCUAGACCACUGAGCUUCUUGGGCUUGCCGAUCGGAAGGUCAGCGGUUCGAAUCCCUGUGACGGGGUGAGCUCCCGUUGCUCUGUCCCAGCUUCUGCCAACCUAGCAGUUCGAAAGCAUACCAGUGCAAGUAGAUAAAUAGGUACCGCUGCGGCGGGAAGGUAAACAGCAUUUCCAUGUGCUCUGGCACUUGUCAUGGUCCUCCGUGUGCCAGAAGUGGUUUAGUCAUGCUGGUAAUAUGACCCAGAAAGCACCGAUACGACCCACAAACAUCGGCUCCCUUGGCCUGAAAAGUGAGAUGAGUGCCACACCCCAUGGUUGCCUUUGACUGGACUCGACCGUCUAGGGGUCCUUUACCUUACCUUUACACACCUAUUGCUUGGCUAGUGGGAUGGGUCAUAGCUCAGCGACAGAAGCAUCUGCUUUGCAUGUAAAAGAUCCUGUGUUCAAUCCCUGGUAUAUCAAUGUAGGACUGGGAGAGAUUGCUGCCCAAAGUUCUGGAGAGCUGUUGCCAGUCAGUGUAGAGAAUACUGAGCUAGAUGGACCAAUGGUCUGACUCAGUAUAAGGCACAUUUCUAUGUUCCUGGUAAUCCAGUUAGGAGGACUGAGCCCUGCUCUCCCAUUAACCGCUGAUUCAGUUUCACUUGCCGUUCUGUAGGUUAAACAGGUGUGGCUGUCUGGAUAUUGACUCCUGUCUCACCUUCGCCCAGUGGCAAGUUCUUCCUCCACCAAAGACACCAAGAAUAAAGCAAGAUCUCAACUCAUGGGCAGCUUAUCCUUGCAUUGCUCCCUCAGCCAAACUGUACCCUGGUCUGUAGUGCAGGCAUACGAAAUGAAAUGUUGCCCCUUUUCCCCAAAUGGCAAUUUAUAUACAAAUCAAACCCAGCCAGUUUCACCCAGUCCUGAGCCAUAGCGGAUGCUUUUUGCACUUUAGCAAAACUACCUGGAGUCUUCUUGAAACCACAGAACGGAAGGCCUAAAAUGUGAUACACAAAGCCCAGUAUGGGAGAAGAAAACAUUUAUGGCAGCGGGAUGGAAGAUGCAUGGGUACAGCAGUGCUCUGUACUUCAGUGUCCUAGGUACAUGAAUGCUUUCUGCCCCCCUAGAAAGGCACCUGAGGCUUGGAUCAUCUAGUUUAACUCAGUCCUAGGACGGGGCUCCUCCUGCCUGUUGCUAGUCAGACAAGAUGUUUCAGAGACCAGCCUGGGCAGCUUGCUCUGCUGUCCAUUGUUCUGUGAAUCCAUUUUGCGGCAACUGGGACCCAUGGCUAUUUAUCAUUCCUGGUUCUGGUGAAUGGUGGCUGUACCUAUUCUUCGGGUAGUUCUCAAUGUUUUAUUCCUAGUAUAUGGCAUUUGGGACUGCAGAGCUCUUGAGUUCAAGGCCCCACUUGGCUUUGGGGAAAUCAUCAUCAUGUAUCAGCCUAACAAACCUGAUGCAAUUAUGGUGAGGAUAAAAUGGGUGAAUCCAUGAACAUUGCUUUGUGCUUCUUUUGGGAGGAGACAUGGCUUAGAAAUGCAGAUAAGUAAGUGACAUAUAGAUGUCUUAUAUCAGGCACCCCCAAACUUGGCCCUCCAGCUGUUUUGGGAUUACAACUCCCAUCAUCCCUAGCUAACAGGACCAGUGGUCAGGGAUGAUGGGAGUUGUAGUCCCAAGCUAGAGGGCCGAGUUUGGGGAUGUCUGUCUUAUAUGAAAAAAGGACAGGAUAAAAACCUUCCUUUUCCACCUGUAAAAUGAUUGUCGUCUUUAGCCUUUCUAUAUAUAUUAUUUUGCUAGCCCUUCAAAACAUUCCUCUGAAUCUUGCCCUCGUGUUCCUAGAAGGUAAUCUCUAAGUAGAACCUUUUACUACUUCUUUGUGGUUUGCUUCAGUGAGUGAAGCUAUGUUUUUUAAAACAACAACACCUCAUUGCCAAUUCCUAUUUAGUUUAUGUUGAUUCAAAAGUCUAAGUCCUCCUUUUGAUUCUUUGAGUGCCUUGCUUGUUCCUUGAUUUUGUAAAGCUACUUUGGAGCUGUGUGCAAUUACUAGAGGCCCUGGAUGGGGGCGGUGCCUUGUCUUCAGUAUAAAAUAUCAACCUUAUUUAUUUAAUUUGUCACUUUUUUCACAGAAGUGACUCAAAGCAACUUACAAAAAACAACAUUAAAACCAAGCAUUAAAAAACCCAACCAAGAAUGAAAUAGGAACCGAUCCAGAAAAUGGUCCACUGAUGUUAUUUUACUGCUUGCACUUCAAUUAGUCAAGGACACUUGUUUUAAUCCUGCCCUGUGUGGCGUCCCAAAUUCCUUUGAACUUUUACAUUAUCUACAAAGUUGAACAUAUUACCUGUUUCUGCGAGUAAUGAAAAUGCUGAAUAGCACUACCUCCUAGGAGAUAACUCCUUUUGGACAUCACACAACAACGCCUCCAGGCUCCCCCCCCCACAUACUUUUUAAUGCCUUAUUGGUUGUUCUUGUGCAGCUUGAAAGAAUAAGGGUUGCUUUCCUCAUGGUAGUGCCCUCUGAUCCACCUGCCAAAGAAUAUUCCACCUGCCAAAGAAUGUGUGGAACCUUCUCCUAGAGACUAACCUACUACAGAGUGACAUUGAUGGGGCAAGGCCAUGCCUCAGUGCUAAAGCAUUUGCCUUGAGCACAGAAGGCCCCAGGUUCAAUUCCCAGCAAAUCCAGGUAGGGCUGGGAGGGACUCCCUGCCUGAAACCCUGGAGAGCCUCUGGCAGUCUGUGUAGACAAUACUGAGCCUGAUCAGCCAACCGUCUGACUCAGUAUAAGGAAGCUUCUUAUGUUCCACAUUGGUUUGGUCUUGGCAAGUCCAUGUUGGUUGUUAACGAUCACCUCAUUUUCUUCUACAUUGCAUAUAUUAUUUUUUGAUGAAUUUGUUCUCAUAACGUCUUAUAGGUAGACAUUGGGCCUGUAAUCUCCUGGUUUCUACUAUUCUCCCUGUUAAAUAUAGAUUGGUAGCUAUUUUUUGCUAGUCUGCUGGAACCUCACUUGUCUUGAGAGAUUUCUCAAAGAUGACUGUUAGCAGCUUUGAGAUUUCUACUUCUAGUUCAUUUAGCAUUUCAGGGUGUAUUUUGUUGGGAGAUUGAUGCAGAUAUUAACUAGUUCUGCCAUUCCUUUCACAUCUCUUUGAUCCGAUCUGGCAACCAUGUGUGUGUGUGUGUGUGUGUGUGUGUGUGGGAAACUGAAGUGAGUUUGACUCUUCUUGUGAAAAAGGACUGAAACAGGUAUGCUGCGGUCUCCUCUGGUGCCGUUGGAUUUCACUUGUUGACCAUGAAGUUGUGUAUUCAUCUACUAUGGAAUCCUGUUCUGUGCACCAUUUUACCUUAUUUUGGUAGGGAAUGCCUUACCAUGUCAGGCUAGAUUGGCACAAACCGAAUCCUCUGCUAAGUGCUUGCUAUAGUAGCCUGAACUGGUGCCAGGUCAGUUAUUGGUAGGAUCCCUUGUUGGUACUUCCCUGAGAUCUUCUGGUCCUUUCUAACUGUGCCAUAGAUGCUUGUUGCUGAGGGCCUAUUUUUUCCCAUUGGCCCUGCCUAGCACUGACCUGACAACAUGCACAGCUAUGUAUGCCCUGUAAAUCCUGUGCUGAGGAACUUUGAACGUCUGCUAGGCUUUGAACAGUAGAGAACCCAGAGAUACUCUGUAUCUUACAGGUGCUCAAUCUGGCUCAGGAAUUAUGACUGCAGGCACAUCCAUAUUGCCAUAUAUCAGGGAUGGGGCACCUUUUCCAGUCCAAGGCCCUCAUUCCCAUCUGUUGUGAGGGGGUUGUCAGUGGUGGGUGAGUCUGGAGGCAAUGGUGGGUGCAGGAGCACAUGUAAAUGUUACCUUUGUACAGCAGGCAAGCUUCCACAUACAAUCCUCUUUUGUCUGGACAAGGAAGAGGAGUUAUUAAGGAUACACAUUCCGACCAGGCAGAAGCUCUUUGUGUGUGAAGCAGUGCCAGUGGGAAAUCUGGCCUGGAGAGAGUUCUGAGGGCUAGAUACAGAAGCCUGGGGGCCACAUUUGACCGCCCCAGGCCUGAUGUUCACCUGUGCAAGGGGAGUAGGGUGGGAAAGAGAAACAAGAUCCCAAAUUAACACUUCACAACAAAGGGCUUGCCUUGGUUAACCUUUGGGAUAUUAGCAAAACUGUUGGUUGCUACUGAAGUAGCUGUUUUCCAUUUAGACCCUGCCUUCAGUUCCGUUCUGCAGCUUGGACCUUCACUUUUACUUCCUGUGGUACCAUAUUAUGCAUCCCACCUUUGCUGGGAUGCAUAAGCCCAAGAACCGCCACUGGAACAUGGCACGCACAUAUCAUAAGGGGCCCUACUCUUAACAUUAUGCUUUGUAGAAGCUGACAUGCUGCUUGACCUCUCUUUCAGCAGGUGCUGGCAGGCCCACCUUACUACCUGCAACUCGGCGUAACCCUGAAUUUUGCCUAUAAUUGCCUGUGUGCAGGUGCUGUCUGUGCCCCUGCUGUUGAUUGCCUUGCCUGUUUGCUUAGUCUCCUUCUCGUGUCCCUUGACUUAAGCAGCCCUUACUCUCUUGUAAGGAGUCGGAAACCACUGGUGGGAACGAGGUUCUCACGUCUUUGUAGCUGUGGAGAACGUCCUUGCAGGUGGGAAGAGAUUUGAAUUCUGCUCUGUCAUGCCAGCUAGAGUGGGGUGGAAGUUGCCUGACAUUUCCCAGCAACUCCCCUUUCUUGGCUGUGCCUCCAAUCUAGUUUAACCUGCUGGAGGCACCUAACAUGACCAUGAGCUUGACAGCCUUUGCCUCAUGGUGCUUGCUGGAAAAUGGGUGGGUUUGUUUCGCUGCUGUGCUGAUUGGGUACGAGAUGGUGCGAGAGCUUCUCCCAAAAUGCAGCGCACACCCACUUCUGUCAAGGACCUCACUUAGGGAGUGUCAUUUGGCAUAGCAGUUUUUCAUUUUCCGCUCCACCCCCUCUCCUGGCAAUCCUAUAGAUGUUGCUGGACUCCAUCUCCCACUGGCCCCAUCCAGAGUGACCAGUGGUCAGGGAAGAUGGGAGUUGUAGUUCAGCAACAUCUGGAUGGCCACAGGUCAGAGGAUAUUUUCCCAACCAUUUUCUGUGUAGUAGGAUAUUUGUUCAAAGAAAGGGCUUCCAAAAUGACCAGUGGGCUGGGCCAAGUCCCCAAUGAGGAAAGUUUCUAACAUUUGAGAAUGUUUUUUAGCUGAGGAAAGAAGCAAGUAACGUGCAACAUGGUAGAGGUGUUUUAACACUUUUGCAUGAGAGAGAGAGAUAAGUUCUUCUCCAUCUCUCGUAAUAUUAGAAUCUGGAGCUGUCCAGUGAAGCUGAUUCAGGACAGAUACGGAAGUACUUCACACAGUGCAUAGCUAGAACUAUGAAAUUUGGUCCCACAAGAGGGACUACCAAUUUUGGUGGCUUUAAGAGGGGAUUAGACAAAUUAAUGGUGGAUAAGGCCUUAAAUGGCUGCUCGUCCUGAGGGCUUUAUUAUCUCCCAUAUUGGAAGCAGCAUGCCUCUGAAUACGUUGCUAGGGAGCAUAAGCGGGAGGGUGGCGUUGGGUACAUGUCCUGCUUGUGGGUUUCCCAGGUUGGCCGCUGUGGGGAAACAGGAAGAUCCAGCAGAGCUCUUACAUGAAAUUGGAAGCAUACGGCCGUCCUGUGCCUUGAUCCUGUGCAGGCCUACUGACAUUGUCUUGCAGCUGGCAUGCCUCUGGAUUUCAUAAGAUUGCCCCUUAAGCUGCUGGCUGCCUCUGUGCCCCUCCCUCUUGCCUGGCUGUAACCCUGCCACAGAGCUGGAGCUGCGACCUUGGCCGUCUGAGAGGGUGGGGGAGGCGGUGGCUGCUGCCCUGCUUGUUUUUCUCUUUAAUCCGGCUGCUUGGCUAAGGCUCCCAUAUGCAGGUUUCCCCUGCCUCAAGAAUGGUUUCUGGGCUUGAGUCAAAUGCCUUUGCCCCUUGAGUCCUGUAUCACACUCUGCUUGUUGCCUCCUUCAGUGUACCUGUCAGUUUCUGCUUCUGAUCUGUGCCCAACACCCUCUAGACUUCUUCAGUCAGAGAGCCUCAUGCCAAUGGUGGGCAGAGCCAGAGGCAAAUGUGGAUGGAGCAACAAAUGUAAUAAUAAUAAAAAUAAAUGUUAUUAUUUAUACCCUGCCCAUAUGUACACUGGGCUGGUUUCUGCACACUCUUACACCUUUCUCUGACCUCCAUUCAAACAGACAAGAGGCAUUAUCAGAGCUCAAGGACGCAUUCUAGCCAUACAGAGCAGGAUUGCACAGCACCCUGAGGGCCAGAUAGGCGCAAAGGGCCACAUUUGGCCCCUGGGGAUGGGGUUCCCCUUCCUACUCUAGAAUAUAAACUUAUCCAUGAAGUUUACGGCAGGGAGAAAUUACCUCCCUCACCCAUCUUGGUCGUAUUUGUUAUUUUAUUUGGAAUAUUUUUAUUCUGCCUUUCUAUCAAGAAAAGACAUUAAUAAUUGUAAUUCCCUGAAAACUUGAUUCUAUGUUGGGACCGAGAAAUUUAGGCCCCUGUUUACAGGGACAGUAGAAUGUGGGGGCAGAGUUGCCUACAGGUUUUCAGAUGGUGGUCUACGAGCGCCAUUGAGGUAGACCAUGAAAUGAUUGUGAAUGUCUGUACUUCGGCCUGCACAUGAUUUAUACUUUGUUGGCAGUGGAAGAUGAGGCCAUGUUGGUCGGGAGCGGAUAAGGUCCAAUGAUGUCCUGGCUUAAGGCCUGUGAUUUUCAUUACAGUGGUACCUCGAGUUACAUACGCUUCAGGUUACAGACUCCGCUAACCCAGAAAUAGUACCUCGGAUUAAGAACUUUGCUUCAGGAUGAGAACAGAAAUCGUGCUCCGGUGGCACGGCGGCAGUGGGAUGCCCCAUUAGCUAAAGUGGUGCUUCAGGUUAAGAACAGUUUCAGGUUAAGAAUGGACCUCCGGAAUGAAUUAAGUACUUAACCCGAGGUACCACUGUAUAUGGUGCUGGUGCAGUUCACUCAUUUUUACCUUAAAACAACAAUUGAAGGGACUCUUCUCAGUGCCUUGACCUACGGCUCAUUAUUUUUAUGAUCAGGUUCUGGUUUUGAGAAUGCCAGCCCUGAAGGAUGAGAAGUUUAUGAAGUGGUUUGUCAAGAUCCCCAACAAUUUUUAAGUGGUCCAUUGGGGGGCGGGGAAGAGAUUGAGAACUGACUAUACUUGUUGAGGAAUUAAUUGAGCAGGGCACAAUUUUUGAAAUCUCGUGCAGGUUAAAAACAAAGGGCAUAAUGGGGAGACGUUCUAGCCUAUCUCCGACUCUCAGCUGUGCUAAUUUUCUACCUGAAGUGGUUUUUUUAAAUGACAAAGCAUUCAAAGAUGUAAAACCUCCAUAUCUAUUAAAGGAGCACUGUCCUAUUUUACCACCUUGAGACUUGACCACCUCAGUCCCUUGCUAUGUAUUGAUCUAGUCUGCAUAUCUGACUUUCAGUUCCUCUGAAACAAGAGUCCUGCUGAUUAACAUUACAAAUACAGUGGUACCUCGGGUUAAGAACUUAAUUCAUUCUGGAGGUCUGUUCUUAACCUGAAACUGUUCUUAACCUGAGGUACCACUUUAGCUAAUGGGGCCUUCCGCCACAGCCGCGCGGUUUCUGUUCUCAUCCUGAAGCAAAGUUCUUAACCUGAGGUACUAUUUAUGGGUUAGUGGAGUCUGUAACCUGAAGUGUCUGUAACCCAAGGUACCACUGUGUAUCUUUCCUUGAUUUGUUUGGACUCUGUGCUCCCUUUUCACAGACCCUUGCCAUCUAAAGCUGUAGAGUAGCAGCCUUUUGCCAAACUUGGCUCCCUGGAUUGGACGCCAACACUCUCAUCUCCAGCCAGCAUGGACAGCAGCCAAGCAUGAUGGGAGUUGUAGUCCAAAAACAUGAGGAGUAAGAGGAGUCACCUUUUCUUCCCCAUGUCCCCAUCCACUUCAGUGGUCAUGCUGGGGAGGCAGGCCGUCCAUGGGAGGAAUUCAAUGUCACACUAAGGAGAUUGUUCAGUCAGAGGAAGCAUUUUUUAAUCUCUCCUCUGCUCCAUUGCGCAUUCUUCUGGGGGGUUCUCCCAAUCCCUCCCGAGCCGUUUCUGGGGGUGAGGAAAAGCUCUAUUAUGAUAGCGGGGAAACCCUUGCCUGGAUUUCUGCUAGUGGGACCAGUUACCUGAAUCUUGCCUCAUAUUUGCCUGCUUCCUGGUGAUAGCAAGUUCCAUCUUUCCUCAUGAGUUUUCACUACGCUGUUUCGCCCUCUUCUUAGUUUGUUCAGACCUAACCUUCCUGAGAUGCAGGCUGUGCUGUUGCAUCAGUGCGAUCAUUUCUCACCAGAGUUGCUGUGUGGACGAGUGCUUUAGAGGAAGCACCCUGUGCUGGGUAGCAAGCCUAGAAUCAUAGAGUUGGAAGGGACCACAAGGCCUGAUGGAUAACGGCAAGGAUGUGUUUUGUAUGUGUGUAAUGUAGCACUGAUGUCAUUUCAGGGCACAGUACUUACGCCCUGGAGCCUGUGUUGCGUGUUGGGGCCUGUUGUCAGGUGGGGGUGUGGUGCUAUGCCGGAGACAGGUUUUGCCUUCGCCCCUCUGGCUCUUGCAUAGUUCCUGGGGCGCUCUUGUCACGUGUAAUUGUACAAGCCCCUGCAGCUUCAGACUGCAGCCAAAUAGGCUUGCCGAGGCCUAUGGAUGCUCUGUGGUGGGGCAGUCUGAAGCUGCUGCGCAAGAGGUUGGUGCAAGGCUCCUUGGUUCAUUCCCCUUCUAGCCUUACCUGCUGGGACUGGGGCCUGAUCUGUGAGGCACGUGCCAGUGACUUCUGGAUGGAGUGUGGUUCCUGUAGAUAAUGCCCACUUCCUGUGUCCCAACAAACUGCGAAACCUGUGUUAGAAUUGUCAUUUGAGGCACUUCAGGGCACAUCCCCAUCAUUAAGUCAUGACUUAACGUGGAUUAGUAAGUGCUGAAGGUGUUUUAACCACAUGAGUCUUUGCUACCUAAGGCCCAAACUGUGUGCUAAUUUUAAACAUGUAUAAUGGUAGCUCAGGGACCCUUUUGGAAUAGGGGAAAACACUCAGUUUCCAGUGGAGGCUACUGAAAGCGCUUGGGAGAGACAAUCCUUUUUUCUCAUGGCUGUCCAAAUCUUUCUCUCCACCCCACCAAGGCUUUUCCCUCUGCGGGGUUUCAGAUGCAGGUGUCUGAAGGCCAAACUAGAUGUGGCUUUCAGUUCAUUGUGGCAUGUGGUGUUAAAUAUGCCUGUGAGGGAUUUCUGUGGCUCAGUGGUAGGCCAUAGGGUCAGCAGCAGAGCAUCUUCCUUAAAUGCAGACGGUCACAGGUUCAAUCCCUGAAUUUCCAGGUAAAGCUGGAAGACGCUUGCCUGGAAUCCUGGAAAGCCACUGCCAGUCAAGGUGGACAAUAAUGGGUUAGGUAGACCAGUUGUGUAACUCAGUAUAAGUCAGCUUCCUAUCUUUCCACAAUGCAAAUAUUUGCUUCAGAAUAUUUGUCUUAGGACCACAGCAAGGAAAGGACUAGCUAAGCUCCCCUUCCAUGUCUGGUACUGUCACAAUAGUUGACAGCCCCCUCACCUGUGAUGCUAUUUGAAUUUAAAAAUAAAAAAUAGACCUGCAAGUUAAAUGCUUUGUGUCUGGUUUGGAGUUGAGAGAGCACAACAUUGCUGGGAGCGCUGAGGCUGAGAGCAAGGACUGUUAGCUUCCUUUCCCAGGCUUGGGAGUUCCCACUUCUCUGAAACAUGAUGAGGCUCUCAUUUGGAAGGUGUUCUCGUUGCACCAUGGCGUGUCCCUGCUUUUCUGAAGUUUGUUUGAAGGAAUCGGCACAGUGAUAUUUUAUUAAGUUUUUGCCUGCAUUUCCCCCUAAGACCUGCGGGCCCAAAGCUGAUCCUAAUCAUGUGCUGCCACUCAUCUCCCAUUGCAAUUAUGUCUCCAUGAUGCUUUUCUCUCUGUGUCCUUUGUGGCUACAAGCUUACCACAUUGGGAUGUUGCCUGGCAUCAUUUUUGCUGCUCAUUAAAAGUGCAAAAGCUCAUGCCAGGAUGGCUGGGGGCAAGGGAAGAGCAGUGGCCCUGGAUAUAAUUGUUGGAGAGCUUGUGUUGUUUGGUCUGCUCUUUAUGGUUCAGAUUCUUUUUAUUAAGUCAGUGGCCUAUGUGGCACAGUAACUCCCUGUCAUGAGAGCUGGGCUUAUACCUUUCUAGCAUCUCACUGGGUGUCAGAUUAAUAUCUUAAUGUGAAGAGCAAACUAGACGUGACAUUUGUUCACUUGAAUGUCUGAUUUUAAAACAAGAAGUAGCCAAUGACUCUACGCAGAUUGGGACCAUGGCAUGGGAGAUAGAGGGGCUUUAAACCUUUGCCUCCCACUACAGUCCUGCUUGGAGUUAGCGAAUAACCCCUCUCUAUAUCUGGUUUUUGUAAAAAUCAGAAAACUCUUGAUGCCUAUUUUCCUCACAGUCCUUCCUUGCUUGCUACCUUAUUUCUAUUGUCAAUAGCAGGUGUGAGGACCUGAUUCUAGUAAGUACCCUAGUGGGGACAAAGGGUUAACACCCCCCUGCCCUCCCCACCCCCAGCAUGGUUUCUAUUCAACUUUGUUCCCUCUGCACGUGCUGUUUAUUUCAAAUUAACAGCCAGACGAAUUAAAGCCAAGUGCCAAAUGUCACAUCUGAUUUUUCCCCAGGCUGGCAAGACCCCCUUAUCAAGUAGCCCCUUCAUCUAUUGUGAAGUACAAAACAAUAAUAUCCCCCUUGAGGUUGGUGAAUCAGGACUGAGCUACUCUUCACGUGAGUUCUUGCGAAGCUUCAGUGACAGGUUCUAUCUAACUUUCACCAUAUCUAGUCUUUCCCCUUUGUGCUUCCCUUACAUCUGGUGUGGUAAGGAAUGCAGAUUCCAAAGAUCAACCUUGGUUUGGAGCAAACUCUCCUCCCUUUGUAGCUGAGCAGGUCCAUUUCUGUACUCCACUCAUGGAGUUUCUGACAAUGGUUCUACGCAGUGAGCAAGCUGCCAUCAUUUUAAGUUUAUUUGCAGUGGGAAAGUGGUCGUUGCUGCCUGUCAUGUGAAAAGGGGCUGAUCCCUUUUCAAUUCUCAGCUCUGGAUACUGCUGAAAAGGCAUCCAGGAGAGGAUGUUAAGAGGCAGUAAAACCUGUUGGCUUCAUAAUCCUUAGAGCUGCAUUACUCCCCACCCCAAAUAUUGGGUUUGCCUGUUGUGCAGAGAAGCCGCCCAUUGUGGUUGCAGGAGAGGACAUGGGUCAGUACUAGCAACCAUGCUAGCCUUGGGCAAUAAUUGAUGUGGGGUGGGUGUGUUGUGUGGCAGGGACCCAGAGUAUUAUACAUAGCCAUUCAUGUCUAGGCUGACCUCUUUGCACUCCCUUAGGUUCUGGGCUACUAUAUGCAGGCUCUGCUUUGUGCUUGUCCCCCUCCAACAAGAGGUUUGGUAAUGAUCUUGGUGUCUAUGCCAAUAUUGGUGAGCACAUGAAAAACUGGACCUUUUGGCAGACAUUUCACAGAUUGCUCAGUUGGUAGAGCACGAGACUUGAUCUCAGAGUCAUGGUUUCAAGCCCCAUGUUGGGCAAAAGAUUCUUGCAUUGCAGGGGCUUGGGCUAGAUGACCCUCAUGGUCCCUCCCAGCUCCACAGUUCUAUGCUGUGAGGUUUCAAUUCAACGUUGGCCUGUGGCCCCUGUUAGCUCUGUUACCUGCUCUGUCUAUAUUUCUCUGUAACAACAUGUGCCCCCCUCCACAAGUUCAGCUGUGCUUGGGAGGGAAGCUGUGCUAUUCACAGCCUAAAAGAUUUGACUAGGGACGUGUGUGUGUGUGUGUGUGUGUGUGUGUCCCACCACUCUCCUUAUCCCUUCCAGCCAAAGUAGGCUGUUCCCAAUGUUGGAUGCCCUGAAGACUUGGAGGUGGGUGGGAUGGGCUUUCUGCCAGGAGGGGUGGCUGGGCUUUGUUAGUUUGGGCUCUGAGCCAUGGGGCGGGAAAGGAGCUGGGACUGCAGCCACAAGUCUGGUCCCGUGCAGUUGUGGCUGUGAUCAGGUGCUGCUGAAUCAGCUGGCGAAGCUGUUCCACCUGUUCCCCUUUGCACACUCGCGCGCUCAGGAAUGUCCCGUCCCUCCCAGCCCUGCUCACUGGCAGGAGCUGACACGUAGAUCUCCAGUCUCGUGGCCUCACCUCUUGAGGAAACAGCUGGUAUAGCGCGUGCGUGUAAGCCUUGGCAUGAUCUUCCUGUCAGGAAGACGCUAAUAUGUCUUGCUUUCCCUAUACCUGCCAUCCGCAGGCCAGAGUACCGCAAACCCAGUGGGAGGAAGAGAGCUUACAGUUUCCAAAGGAGAAGCUUGUACCGCUGCCAUUUAUUACUGAGCCUGUGGGAGGCCUGCUUCCCAGUUCCUCCAAAGGCCUGCCCCUUUCCCAAAGCAAAAAUUGGCCUGACUUCUCGCUCAACCCUUUAAAUAUAAUUUGCCUCUUGCAAUCCAGAGGCUAAACACAGGAUUCCAAGCCUCCGGACACUCCACUGCCCCCUGAAAUAGUGCUGUGAUAACAUUGCGGAUCCCCUUUCUGUCGUAAGCCUGCAGUGGGAGGAUGUGUCUGAGCCUGCUGAUGUUAAUCGUGUUGUCAGGGUAGAAAUUAAUACCCUCCUCUUACGGUUGGAUGCCAGAGCUCUUGCAGUGGGUGCCCCCAAGCUAUUUGUCUGCUCUGCACUUGCUUGUUGGGGUGUGUGGUUUGCGUGCAAGUCCCCAGCGGAUGCACAGCCAAGGCUGCCCCUGUGAGGCUCCAUCUCUGCCUUCUGUCCUGUAAGGUUUUAUCUAAGAUUGGGAGCACUCGCCUAGCAUUCAAGGGAAUCUGGCUCCUAGCCAUGCUGUUCCUUGCUUCUGCCUUUUUCCUCUUGGCAUGCUAGGGGAAAGGUGCUCAAAAGAGGCAGUGCUUCUGCUGUGGAGAUGAAAGUGCAUGAAGGGGGAAACCCCUUGUCUCAAAAUCACAAGUGUUGCCAAAUCGCAUCCAUCUGGGGAUGCUGUUCCAGUGUGUGCAUGUUUUAUGAUGCCAGGAGACUUGUAAGGUGAGGACAAGGAGGGAUUAGUCUUUCCCUAGUUGCCUCAUAUCUAUUCCAGGGAUGGACAAUCUUUUUACCCCCAGAGGCUACAUGCGGCGAUGGUGGGUGCUUACAUACAUGUACAUAUCACCACAGAGAUAUGUGCGCACAUCCUUUGAAAGCAGCAAUUGUGGUGGCUAGCAAAUAUGAUACUUGCUUUCUUUCCCUGCUCAGAGGAGAAUAAUUGACUCCCACCUCAGAAUGAGCAGCUGUGUGGUGUGCUGUGAGUAGCACAGUUUACAUACUUCCACCAGUAGUAAAAUUCAGCAAAAUUCAAUUGGCAUUGGGAGUGGGUAGCUUGGGAACACACAGUGGGCUGCAUGCAGCUUGCAGUUUGCUUGUGUGUGAUCUAAGAUGGUGACUUUUGAUGCCAUCAUGGCCAGCCUUGGCCAUCAGGAAUGUUUGUUUCUGUUCUAAGCUCUUGACAGCACUAAGGAAAAGGCUUUGGGAAGAGCGGACUAAAGAAGCUAUUGCUCUUUAUAGACAGGCCAGGAAUAAAUUAGGGAAAGUAUAUUAACGAAUCUGUGCAGUAUGUUUUGGCUUUCCACAUUUGGGGAGGUGACGUCGUUGGUGUAAGUUUUCCCCAAACCAUUGAGUAGGGCUGGAAGAGGCCAUGCAGGGAAACCUUCCACUUCCUGAAAUCGGCAUGUCCACCUGGCCAUAGGAAGGGAACGAGGGUGCAACAACCUUUAACCAGCCUACCCUCCAGGUAUGCCAAGGCAAGUUUGGGGAAGCUGUGCCCACCCCCAGACAUUCCUGGACUGCAUCCUUGACCUAUGGAUAUGCUGGCUGGGGCUGGUGGACUUUGGGAGCCCAGCAAUGUUUGUAGGCCACAGGUCCCCCCUUCCCACUUCAUUUUUUUUUAUAAGAUAUUUAUUAGGCUUUUCAAAAUAUUACAAAAUAGAAAAAGAAAAAAGAAAAAUAGAAAAUAAAAAUAGUUAAAAACAAUUCAGUCUUUCAAUCACUUAUCUUUCAUUUGCUUGUUUCCCAGACCUCCUCAUGCCUCCCUUUUCUGUAUUCCACUUCAGUUGUUAGUUUAGCAAAUCCCUCCCCUCUUUGUUUAUCCUAGUCUUCGAUCUUAAAGUAUUAUAACAUUAAAUUUUUACCUAUUUAUAGUCCAUUUUUUCAUAUUCCCUUAUAACAUUACAGCUAAAAGCCACUUACUGUAUUUUUCGCACCAUAGGACGCACCGGACAAUAGGACGCACUUUGUUUUAGAGGGGGGAGAACAAGAAAAAAAAAUUCUCCCCCUCUCUGCCCAGCACCCCUUCAGCGAAGUGGCAGGAGGCGCUGUGCAGAGAGGGGAGAACUUCCCCUCUUGUUUUCCCGCUCUAAAACAAGGUGCCGUUUAAGGUGCGUUCAGGCGGCUACCUUGGAGCCUGGAGAGCGAGAGGGGUCGGUGUGCACUGACCCCUCUCGCUCUCCAGGCUUCAGGUUCCUUCGACCUGCUCUUUGGGGCUGGCGGGGAAGCCCACCACCAGCCCCAAAGAGCAGUUCAGGAGCAGCGGAAGGCGCAGCGGCGCGGCUCCUGCCAUAGCCGUGCGUCACCUCUCCAGCCGGGAGAGGAUCGCUGGGCUAUGGCUUCUUUAGCCCCCCGCGCGCCCUCCCGGCUGGAGAGGUGACGGCGGCUAUAGAAGCUCCUGCCAUAGCCGCCCGUCACCUCUCCAGCCGGGAGAGGGUCACGGGGGGGCUGCUUUAGCCCCGCGCGCGCUCUCCCGGCUGGAGAGGUGACGGGCGGCUAUGGCAAGAGCCUCAAUAGCCGCGCGUCACCUCUCCAGCCGGGAGAGGGUUGCGGGGGGCUUCUUUAUGGCUCCUGCCAUAGCCGCGCGUCACCUCUCCAGCCGGGAGAGGGUCGCGGGGCUAUGGCGUCUUCGCUCCAUAGGACGCACACACAUUUUCCCUUCAUUUUUGAAGGGGAAAAAGUGCGUCCUAUAGAGCGAAAAAUACGGUAGUUUCUAUCCAACAUCAUUCUAACAUUCAUCAAUUUUACAAUAUGUCUGUAAAUAGUCUUUGAACUUUUUCCAAUCUUCUUCCACCGACUCUUCUCCCUGGUCUCGGAUUCUGCCAGUCAUUUCCCCCCCUUCCCACUUCAGAGCCCAACUACUUGGGGCACUUUCAUGUGCUGUGAGUAAAUCAAAAUGAGGGGCAGCUUCCUUUCCACUGUAAGUCCUUUACGCAAGGAACCAGGAACGUGCCAGGCACUGCAGCCAGCCCUCACUUACCCCUCAUUUGCCAUGAUCAGCCAGAGGCUUUUCUGCCCUAGAUUCCUAGCUGCUGGUGGUACUGUCAUAAAUCUGUGACCAAGGGACUGGGUAAGUGGGAGGGCCAAACAGCAAUGUUGGUGGGCCCUGGUAUGAUGCUUUGGGCCUGGUAGCUGCUUGAGCAUGGGUAAGCAAACUAAGGCCCGGGGGCCUGGAUCCAGCCCAAUUGCCUUCUAAAUCCGGCCUGUGGACAGUCCUGGAAUCAGUGUGUUUUUACAUGAGUAGAAUGUGGCCUUUUAUUUAAAAUGCAUCUCUGGGUUAUUUGUGGGGCAUAGGAAUUCGUUCAUUUCCCCCCCUCCAAAAUAUAGCCUGGUCCCCCACAAGAUCUGAGGGACAGUGGACUGCCCCCUGCUGAAAAAGUUUGCUGACUCCUGUCUGCUUUGAGGAUGCUGGGUGCUACUUCUGGCCCUGGUCAUGAAUGGUGGGAUUCACCCUGAUGCAGCCUUGAUCCACUGUAUGUGCCUCUAACUUGUCUGAUUCCCCCCACACCCAGACUGAGAGGAGUAAAAGAGACAACCUAUAUCAUUAAGAAUCACCUUCUGGCCUUGACAUUUGGAAGGCUUUUCAGGAUCCCCUGCCUGUUUUGUGCCUGGGCUUGAGCCCACCUCCAUCUGUGGAACUAUUUCCCCCCUUUAACACUGGAGACAGGCCUGUGGGGACAGGGGAGAGAGACAGCAAAGGGCCCUGGAGGGGGACAACGUCAUUAUAUCUGCAGCACCUCUUCUCUUGGUAUAAUUUUUCAUUGCAUUUCUACCCCAUUCUUUAUUACGGGAAGACAGAGGACAACGUGCAUAGGAUAUCUUUUUCUCACAACAGUUCCUAUGGGAUAAAAUAGUCAAGGCUUCCCUAACCUGGUGCCCUUUAGAUGUCCUCCAGAAUUGCAAUUCCCAUAAUUACUGUCCAUUGACCAUACUGGCUGUGAUUGAUGGGAGUUGUAGUCCAACAACUUUUGGAGGGCACCAGAUUGGUGGGGAGACGCAGAUCUGGUGUCUGAGCUUCAGGGUGGAUUGAGGAUUUAUACUUGAAUUUAUUGCACCAAAAUCCACUCUGCAGCUCACUGACUUGGGGCAGAUAGUGGUGACAGAAAACUAAUAGGGUACUGAGAAUCAGGAGGCUCCGGGGGUUGGUGUGCAAAAGAUACUGUGAGGCAGAUGGGAUAUUUUAGAGAGGCUUGCUUACUGCAAGGAAUAAUGUGACUGUUUCUCUCUUUGUGUGUACAGAGCACAUCCCUGCUGAGCUACGUGAACCCUUCUAUACAGACCAGUAUGAACAGGAGCACAUGAAGCCUCCUCUCAUCCGCCUGUUGCAUUCGUCUGACAUCUACUGCCGUGCCUGGCGCCGGGCCCUGCCAUCGGGCGCUGAUGGCGCCCCUUCCCCCAAGGACAAUGCUGCCUUGCUCCAGCUUCUGGCCCAUCGUGGCUUGGUGCCCACCUUCCAAGACAAGCCCAUCAAGGAGACAGAUCUGCACCACAAACCAAUCAGACUGGUAAGUCCACAAGCUUGGCAUCUUCCCAGGGGUAAACAUUUUGACUUGGUGCUCUUGCAGAAGGAGGGGGGGAGUGUACUGUUUAUUCAAACUGCAGUGGGUGUUGGUGUUAGUUGCUGGAGAGUGGAAAGAAAUUAAUUGCCCUCCAACUCUCAGCUGAAACCAGGAGCAGAGGUGGGGAGCUCAGUUAGUGCCUUUCCAAGAAUGAACAUGGUAGGAUUGUUCCUUCUAAAUUUCAGUGGGGUGCUACGAUCCAGGGGUGGCUAACCUGCGGUUCUUCAGUUGUUGUUGGCCUCCAUCACACAUUGGCCCCUGCUAGCAUGUCCAGCAGUCAGGGGUGAUGGGAGCCUGGAGUCCGGCAAGAUGUGGACAACUGCAGGCUGUGCUGACGUGAGUUGGAGGACCUGCUCUUUGAGGAUUCAGGAGCAGAGCUAAGUUCAUCAUGGUCGGUUUCCCCACUGUACUGCAACAGUGUGGUGGGGGAGGCCGUGCUUGUGGUAGUCUAUCCAGGAUAUCCACAACUUGCACACAUUUAACUUGUGUGCAUUCAGCUUUAUGCACUUGGCAAAAAAUAAAAAAAGAGGUGAAAAGGGAGCAGACGUCCAAGAAAAAAGGCUUUGGCAAUCCCACCCGCCAUUGUACCCAAGGUGUUCUGACAAUACAUGAUUUUAGCUUUAGGCAUGAUCCCCGGAAUGUAAGUCCCACAUAAGCAUUAAAAAUUAGUCUAUAUUAGUUAACCACAAUGUGAAGCAUGAAUUUAGUAGUUUUGAAAUGUGGUUGGCUCAAAUGGGUGCAGUCAUCGCCUAGAUAUAUAUAUAUAUAUAUGCCUGGAGCUCUGUGAUCUGGUAUCACGAUGACAGUAGCACAGGCUUCACUAGCUCUGGUGCUUUCCAGAUGUUUGGGACCACCAUUCCCCAUCAGCGACUGUGCUGGCUGGGCCUGGUGGGAGUUGUGGUCCACAACAUCUGGAAGGCACCAGGAUGGUGAAGGCAUCAUUAGUGGCUGGGCGCUGCUGUACAGAGGAAGAGCACUGGCUGUUCUGGGCAUAUGUUUAAUGUAACUGAUGGUUUGGGGGAGAGGGCGGUGGAGAAAAAGCUUUUCUGUGAAAGGAUCCCCCUGCCACCAGCCCAAAGGCAGGCUCUGAAUUGUGGGGAGGACGCUCGCUGCUCCUGUUGAUGGCCUUGUGUAAAUGCUGCUCUCCCCAGCGCUGUCCUGUCCUGUGCAGUGGCAUGGUGGAGGCCCUGAGGGUGACAGACAAAUCCCCAAAACUCCUUCCCUCCUCCCUCCCUCCCUCCCUCCCUCCUUGCCUGCCUCUGUUAAUACAAGGAGCGUCUUCUGUGGCGCCACAGCUUCAGGGUGGAGCCUUUACAAGCUUAGAUCCCAGCCACCCCGUGGGAACCCCUUCCCUCAUCUCUCUGUGGGUGGGGAGGGCUGAGGUGUGGCUAAAGACAGGAGAAGUUUCUUUCUACCCCCCCACCCCCACCCUAAGGUCUUUUGACUCUCCCUCUUGGGAAGCUGAAGCCUCCCGUUGCUCCCUUCGAAACCCCCUUGGUUUGUAAAGUGCUGAUAUUAUCAAGGAGAAAAGAUGGGCCACAGCACUCUAAAGGUUAGAUGGCCAGCAUUAGGGACAUCUGCCUCAUGCCAGAUGAGGCCGCUGGUCCUUCCAGCUGAGUGUUGUUUACACUGACUGGUAGCAGCACUCCAAAGGUUCUUCCUUCCCUGGAGACUCCCAAGGAUUGAACCAGGGACCCUCUGCUGGCAAAGGAAGUUAUUUACUGUUGGUCUAAGGCCUGGCAGGCACAUACAUCUGUACACCUGUGAGAAGGAAGGUCCUCUGUAGAAGCUGCUAGUCCCUUUUCACUUGUACACAAGAACAUGGGAAUUCAGGUUUCCUUUAACUUGGGUGGGACCUUAGUGUUUGUAGCAUAGCAAAUCCUAAGAAGGAGGGAGAACAGGAUAAUAUCCUAGAAUGAAGGGUGCUUUUUUGUUUGUUUGUUCUGGUUUAAUGUUGCAGGGGUGAAACAGGGUCCUGGCUUUGUGUGUCCCCUUUUAGAAGCAUCUAUAACUAGCCAGCUCGGAGUGUGUGGGGGGUUGAGCAAUAAUAAGUGAACUUGGGGAAACUUAUCUGCAAUAGCUGACAACUCCACAUCCUAUCUCCCUUUCCAGUUUAUCUAUUUUCAGGAAGGGCUGUUGUGAGGAGGGGAUGUGGUUGGAAAACACUGUGGGUGUCUCCCUCUCCCCUCUGCAAGAAAACAGAUGGGAAAAAGAGAGCCGUGAAGGGUGGGAACCAUACACUUAUUUAGGUGUGAAAGGCAAGAAGUGUGUGAGAAGAGAGAGGGGGGGUUCAGAAGGAGGCUGAGGUUGGAGUCUGUCUGUCCCUCACACCGAAGCCCACCCCACUGUGUAUGAGGGAUUUUAAAAAUGAAAAUUGUUGAGGUGUUGAUAUGAGAAUUCCAAAUGGAUACACUGGCAACAAAGGAGGUGGCAAAAGAAAGAAAACUCAGUUAAAACGCUAGGAAACCAAGGGAAGAGUGGAAGGGAAGUAAAAGUAAAUAUAUAUAGCAUUUAAACAGCUUGGAAGAAUAUAUAUGUGUGUGUGUGUGUGUGUGUGUGUGUGUGUGUGUGUGUGUUACUAUUAUUAGUACAUGUUUAUGUUUUAUAAGCAUGUUACCGUUUUUCUUUUCGUUUUGUGCAUGCAUGUAACAGAAUAUGUGUUGAUGGCAAAAACAGAAAAGCAAAUAAAAAAUAUUUUUUUUUGGCAGGGGGGGAGUUUGCUUUUGCGGUGGAGCAAAGGAAGACCUGGAAUAUGGGGGAAGCAACACAAAGCCAGUGCUAGGAAGGAUGUACAAAUUGUUAAAGCCUAGAAAGGGGGCUUGGGGAUUUCUGCUUUCUGCUCCCUGGGCCCAGCAAUUAUCAUUCUUCCGCCUGGUGCUUGUGUAAUGGGAGGGGGAGGCGGGGAGGGGGAAUCCCCGCUACUGGUACGGCUCUGCUGGCAGGUGCCCGGCGGGAUUGCUCCGCGCUGAGCGGGUAUCUCUGAUUGCUAUUAAUUUUGCUCUGGUGAUUCUGUCAAGGCCGGGAGGAGAGGCAAGAGCGCCAGCUAGCUGGAGGGAGGGGUGUCCUCUAUCUCCCUUGCUCCCAGCUGAGUGCUGGGGAAAUGGUGCCCAUGGAAGCAAUUGGAAAGGGAAGGUUUAAUUUUGCCCAGGGUUGAGGGUGAGGAGAAUGAUGGAGACUCUUGAUUUUGAUCCGGGCAUUUGGAGCCCCUCCCAAGGAAAGUGUAGGUUGCGCACCACAUGGGACAAGAUGUUUAGAGAGCACACAGCUAGGCUGCCGCCACACCCUGAACUCCAAGAGUAUGGGAGAGCAAAGCAGCGGAUUAGUUGCUCUGUGGAGGGAGCUGGUCGUGGCAGCCAUGUUGGCUUUCUGCCAGCAAUGAUAUUGGAAAGCAGACAUCAGAGCCAGAGCCGAGCAGUGUGGCUAUUAUCCGACUCCCCUGGCCUCGUCUGACACGGCCUCAGUGUAUUUAUCCCACAAAGGCCUUAUUGAGGCCCAAGCAGCUAGAGGGAGUGUGGCUGUGUCUGUUUUGGGCCUUGUCUUUGAAGGAGGGGAAGAAGAAACCAGGGGAACAGGGUUUUUUAGCCAGAGGUCCCCCGUCCUGAGGUGUGCUAGGUGUGGCCCCAGCUCUGAAGGGGAAUGAGAGGCUUGUUCUCAGGCUUCUCCCUUCAGGCUUGGCACAUCCCUUAUUCUGCAUUAUUCUCUCUCUGUCUCCCAAGUACGAGCGCCCCAUUAACACCCAAGCUUGAUUCACUGUCGAGUCAACAGCUUUUUCCUCUGCUUCAGUUCCCGCUCUGCUGGUGCAGAAAAUCAGGCUGCCAGGAAGGGCUGGGUGUGGUGUACCUAGAGGCCUGCAUCUGGCCUGCUUGCUGCCUUUUGCUUGCAAGGACCCAGUUGCUGUUGGGCACUCAGUGAACUCACAUUUUGAUACUCCUGCUCUUCUUCCUUUGAACCCACCUCCUCACAAAAAAACCCAUUCCUGGAUCAGGCUAGAGCUGUAGUCAUUUGAAUAACCAAACAGACAUGCGGUGUUUGUGUGACUACAUAGCCCAUUCUUAAAACGUUUGCCAUGGUAGCAGUAAGUUUUAUUUGAUGACAAAACUUGGGUCCUAGGAUCUGCAUUAAAGAUGGGUGGGAGCUUUCAUUGCAUUUUACAGUUGUGGGCUGACUUUCCAUAACUUGUUCAGGCAGGGGUUUCAGUAAAAACUUUGUGCAGGGUGCACUAGUUUGGCCAGAACUGAGUAGCAAAAUUUGUCCCUUUUUGAAUGCUGAUCCCAUACCUGCAUGUAGAGAAUGAGCAUGUCAGGGAGAAGAGUUCAGUUUAGUCCAGGAGCAGAGAACCUUUAGCCCUCCAAGUGAUGUUGGUCUCCAACUCCCAUCAGACCCAACUAGGAUGGCCAGUGGUCAGGGAUAAUGGGAGUUGUAGUCCAGCAACAUCUCUGGAAGGCCACACAUUGGCUACCUUUGGUCUAGUUUCAUUAGUUCAGCAUUUUUUUUUCAUGGUGAAAAGGCUUCAGACUUGCAAUUCCUUCCAUGCAGCCUGAAGAGGUACAGUCCAGAGAAACCUUCAUCAAUUGAAUUUAGCUGAUUGUAUAAACUGUCCAUCCUCAUAUCGUUGUGAGGCAAGCCUUGAGCAGUAUUCAGUUGUCCUGUUGGCACAAGGAUUUCCACUUGGGCAACUGGGCUUCUACCACUACCACCUUUGCCUUGCAUGUGCCAUGCACCCUCCCUAAAUCUACUCCAGAGGGUUGGAGAAACCCCUGGAACAGCUUUGCAGGGGGAGGAGAGGGGAAGAACAUUCCGUUGCACAAGCAAAAAUCCCCGUGCUGAUGGAACAUUCACUUUAUGCUGCGUUGGAUAUUCCCCUCCCCCCUUGACUCAGCAGAGACUUCACUUUUUUCCAUUUCUUGUUAGCAGAUCACUGCUGGCAGAAAAUCUUCUAGUGCUGCUUCUGCCAUGGGGGUGAGGUUGUAGGAGGGAGAGUUCCCUGUCACAUUUUCUGUUCAGGAGCUUAACAGACAAAAGUACCAUUAUUCAGGGCCUGGGACCUUCCUUCAUAUUUCCAUAGGAAGUGGCUCAAGUUUAUCCCACCUGCUUAAACCUCUUGGCUAGAAGGAUUUCAGCUUUGCUUAGAGAGACUACAGGCAAUUUUGGGUCUUCCAGUCUAAUGUUCUAUCUGCUGCUUCUCUCCCCAUGUCUGUACAUCACAACUGUGACCUUUGUCAACCACUGCAAGUCCACUGUGGACUGCAAAUGGGUUCUAUCAAGAAAAAUGCUGUCUUCCAUCUCCCCCUGCCACUUCAGAAUAUCAGAAGGCAGCUGGCAUUGUUGCUAGGGUCUUCGCAGAGAUAAUUGGCUUGUAGGCUAUCCUAUUAGACCUCCCCAGAAGCAGAAGAGGCUGUUGCUCCUGGACCCAUAGUUCCUGGGCUUGGGGCACUGAGAGAUCUUGCAUGCAGAAUUUGGAGGGAAACAUGGGGGCAGGCAGACUGCAUGCAUGAUGACGGUGCUGGUAAUAAAGCCCAAUAUCUGCACCUAGCACAUGUUCCCCUUGCCCCCAGGCUGCUCUCAUCCAGGUUCUCCUUAACAGCAUUAAAAGCUUAAGGCAACUAAUCUGCUCUCCUGUGGUGUAAGACUGGGACUGAGCUUGCUCAGUCGGGCACAGCAAGGGGGAUUCUCAUGUUACCAUGAUCUGGCCCAAGACUCCAGUCCUUGUAGUGGGGUGGGACAGCUGAAAAUAAUGCCAAUAUAUUUCAUAUCUGGCAACCAAUGCACCCUUUUGGCUUCAGAUAGUACAUGGGUAGAGGAGGCUAAAAAGCCCAGGACACAAAUUUGCACAGCCCUCUAGCAACUAUGGUGGCUCAUUUACCAGAAGUAAUGUAUUUAGCAUUAACUCUGAAAGUGUAUACUAGAUUCUGACCAAACUAAGCCCCCUAGAGCAAAAUAUACACCAGGAAGCUUAGUUUGGUCAGAAUCGAGUAUGCACUUCCAGAGUAAAUACGUGCUGCCAGCCUGCAUCUGCUGGUAACUCCAUUCAUUCUGCUUAUUCACCCCAGCCAAGACGCUGUCCUUCCAGCAUGCCCCCGACACUCUGUGUGCUUUAUUACACUGGAGAAAGCAGCUUAUGCCAUGGAGGGCUAGCCUGUUGCCCUGUGAUAGGAGAGCAGAACAUACCGUAUUUUUUGCUCUAUAAGACUCACUUUUUCCCUCCUAAAAAGUAAGGGGAAAUGUGCGUGUCUUAUGGAGCGAAUGCGGGCUGCACAGCUGUCCCUGAAGCCAGAACAGCAAGAGGGAUUGCUGCUUUCACUGCGCAGCGAUCCCUCUUGCUGUUCUGGCUUCUGAGAUUCAGAAUAUAUUUUUUCUUGUUUUCCUCCUCCCAAAACUAGGUGCGUCUUGUGGUCUGGUGCAUCUUAUAGAGCGAAAAAUACAGUAGUUGAUCUGUGUCUCUGAACUUUAGGAAGCAGGGAGAAAAGUAAACUGAACUUGGCAAUUCAUCCUGAGGAAUGAUGGAGCUUGCUUGCACCUGUCCCAGCAUCAAUGGGAAGAUAGUUCUCCCUUUUCCUGUGUAAUCUCACACCUAGGGGUGGCAUCAACUAUGUGCCUGGCUCCAUUUGUGGGGUAAGGAUACCCUCGUGGCUGAACACAGGUUGCCUAACUUGUCUCUCUCUUCCUUGCCACACGUACAGGGUGCGCACCUGGCAUUGAUUGACUCACUGAUGACAGCGUUUGCGUUGGAAGCCACCAGCUCACUCAGUGUUACGCCAGGCACUGAUCUGGCAGCCAUCUCCUGGGACCAGAAACUUCUGCACUGGAUAGACAUGGUACCUUAUUUAUUUACCAAUCAAUCAAUCAAUCAAUCCAUCAAUCAAUCAGCUAUUCUUGAUAUUUGUGCUUCCUCCAGAUUACUUAGGUGGGCAUAGAGAGAGUUAAUGUCCCACUUUAUUCACACAGCAAGUUUGUUUGAUUCUCUACUACAGGAACCUUUACUCCUCUAGAGGUCAACUACAACUCCCAUCAGCCCCUGCAAGGAUAGCCAGUGGCCAGUGAUGGUUGUAAGUUGUAGUUCAGCAAUAUCUGGAGGGCCAGAGGUUCUCCACAUCUGCACUAGUCCAUGCCCAGCUGCACUGUCCAACCUCUGACAUGGAAAAUGUGAGGUUGGAGUAAAAUGGUUUCGAUGGAUUACUUACAAUUUGUGAGCCCUUUGGGGACAUAGAUUUAUCCUACUAAAAAUUGCUAUAAAAUCUCACCUGGAGCCCAAAGGAUAGGGGCAGGAUAAUAAACAUAGUUUUUUCAUUGGUUUUGAAUAUGACCUCAUAGAAACUUGGGAUAAAAUAUUAAAUAAAAGGGGCAGUUCCUUGAUUCUGUUCCGGCCCGUUUCAUUCUAUCACCAAUUUGCUGCUGUUGUGAAGGGGUGCUGGGCUUACUUGGCGUACAUUUAAGCUCAAGUGGAGUUGCAUUUCAUUGCCCUUUCCUCUCCAGCAAAAGUUUUUUUACACCCACAUGCCAAUGGGGAAUUAACUUCAUGCAUCUGAUAAAGGGAUCUCUAAUCCAUGAAAGUUUAUCCCUGUAACACAUUUGUCAUCUUUAAUAAGGUGCCACAAGUCAUUUAUCUCUCUUUUUGGCCUGGACUCAGGAAGGCAGUCAUGUUUUUGGAGACACGUAUAACAUGACCUGUUUGGAAAGGAGAGGAGAAUAGCAGAGGAGGGACCUUCAGCACCUUAAAGUGGUCUGUGGGUGGGAUGUGCAGGGAUUGGUAAGGUGUGUGUGCCUCUUCCCAAUACAUUUUUUUAAAAUAAUCUUUUAUUUAAAUUAGUUUGACUUUUAUUGUAUCCUGUGCUGAAAAAACCCCCAAUAAAAAUACAGUCAUACCUUGGUUUUGGAACAGCUUACUGUAUUUUCCCGUGUAUUGGAUGAGGUUUUUUGACACAAAAAUCAUGUCAAAGGUCAUCCAGUACAUGGAUAGUGGCAUGGGGGGAGAUGCCGCUGGAAGUGCUGCGAUCUGGAAGUGCUGGGUGGCGGCAUGCAGCUUCUCCCGAUGCUGCUGCCUACAGGGAGUGAUCUGGGGGCACUGGCUGGUGGCACGCAGCUUCCCCUGAUGCCGCUGCGCAUGGGAAGCACUCCUUGGAUCGUUUCCUGCGUGCACAGCAGCAUCAGGGGAAGGUGCCCUCUGGCCAACCUGCUGGCUGGUUAGAGCACAACUUCCCUCGAUGCUGAUGCGUGAGGGAAACACUCCCUACCUGUGUGUGGGAAAUGAUCUAGGGAGUGUUUCCUGCCCACAGCUGCGUGGGGGGAGAGGCUCAACAACUUUGAGCCAUCUCCCCUCAUUUUCUUAAAACUGAGCCCCCCCAAAUAGGGGGGUUGUCUUAUACAUGGGGGCAUCUAAUAGACAGAAAAGUAUGGUAGUUCCCAAAUGCCACAAACCCAGAAAUGACUGUUCCGGUUUGCAAACGAUUUUUGGAAGCCGAACAUCCAAUGGGGUUUCCGAUUGGCUGCAGGAAGACAAUCAGAAGCCACGCUUUGGUUUUUGAAUGUUUUGGAAGUUGAACGGACUUCUGGAACAGAUUCUGUUUGACUUCUAAGGUACUACUGUAUUUAUAAAAAGCAAAACAGAAAACAACAACGGCAUGCUCCUUGCUUCCUCCCUCCAGAUCAUCCACAAGAUACAGCAAAGCAGCGAGCAGGAAUGCACUCAGCGGGCUGCGCCGGGGACAGACAGCCAGACCCAGGCCUCCAACAGCGGUCCCAAGGUGCGUUUGUCUGGCUCGUGCAGCUUGCUUCUGAAUGGAGCAGGGAGGGAGCCUGGACUUGUGGCGUAGCUGGAGUGGGAGGGAGGGAGGCCAUUUGUGGGCCCUGCCCCAGUUCCUAAAGCGUGGCGACGGAAGGGUGGCUUUAUCCAUGCCGGCUUUGUUCUGUGUACAAGCCACACCCUUUCCCUCCCGCUCUUUCCUUCGAAGAUAGAAUUUGCUUCCUUCCUUCUGACUGACUCCCUGCCCCCCAACUCUAGCUCAUGUUUGGGAACUCCCUGCACCCCAAGGAUUCCCUACCUCCCCCCCCCUUGUAAAUCUGCUGCUUCGCCCUCCUCCUGUGAGGUGGCCUUUGUCUGCUUUGUCCUUGCUUUGUGGGCAACCAGAGAUCCUUGACUUCUCCCCCAAAUCCAUUCUGUGGGGCUGGCUCACUGGCUCUGUUGGCCAGAGUGGUCAGACCAUAUUGAGGGGGGCGGAGGCGGGUUGCCUGCCUGAGAAGCUGCCCUGUUCAUGUUCCCGAUGGGCCCAACGACGAGGCCUCAUCCCAGCCCAAGCUGCCCCUCCGGCUUUCUGUGCUGCGAGUGCGAUACCGUCACGGUGUGUUAUGUGACAGAGCUGUCUUUUUCUGCAUCUUUUCCUCUGCUUCAGUGUCCCACAAGGUGGUACUGGAAACUGGUUCCUGUAAGUGGGUGGCUUUACUUAUUAUCUCCCUGCUGCUUUUGGCUCCUGCGCUGCAUGCCAGGGGGACCCAGAGCAAAGGAUGCUGGGGAUUUAGGACCUUGGAGCAGAGAUACCUGAGUGUGUGUGUGUGUGUUUGUUUCAGUGAGGGAAAGGCUGCGGGGACGACAUUGCCCUGCUCCCUGUGGGAUGGGCACCUGCCUGUACUUUUGGGAGACUUUGAGGGCAGAGGGGACCCUGUCCCGGGAGGAGGAGGAGGAGGAGGCGUGUUCCCACAUGAGACACCAGCUGCUGGGAUGCUGGUAUAUCCCAGCAUCCUUUGUUCUCAUCUCCCUUCCCUCCGCAACCCGCUCCUGCUUUGCUCUCUCUUAGCUCCGCAUGUUGGGGCACAUGAGGGUUGGGUUCUGGCGGUGGCGGUGGGUGCUUAACGGAUCUCUUCUUCCUGCCCUGAAUAACGCAACCUCCUUGGGGUUACAGGUGCCCUGGGGUCUAACGGACAGGCAAGAGGGACUGCCUCAGAGAUGAACCGAGAAGCCCCGGUUUUCAUUUGUGCAGAGGGGUUAAGAGACAGCCAGAGCAGGGCAGCUCAUGCCUGGAGCUGCCAAGUAGGAACAGCAUGCUAGUUACACGACAUUCCUUUAUUCCCCCCUUCUGUGUUGCCUUCUGUCCCCCUCCCCCCCCCGCCAUUUGCUUGCUGCCCAGCUGUACUCAGUGCAGCCCAGAGUGCGGACUAGUCCGAACUUAGGCCUGGAUGCUACAUUGCGUUUAGUGUUCAGGAAUGUGGGGUGCUCCGGAAGGGAGAGAGGGCUCUCUCGGGAGCCCCAGGUGCAUGCUGGGGAGGCUUUAAUCACCCCAGGCGGAAAGCUAGGCCUUGGCUAGGCCUUUCCUGCAACCCCCUACCCCUACCCUGUUCCCCAGCCUUGCAAGGCAGCAGCAGCAGCCCUUUCCUCCUCUCUCCUCCCUCCUUGCGGGUGCAUUGAUCAGGCUCUCUCUUUUCUUUGCUAUUGCAUCCAGCAUGCCAUCGCUUUUUGUUUGAAGGAGUCGGGGAAUAAGCCUCCUGUGGUAAUGUAUCCGUCGGCGCGUGCCUCCCACCGCCCGCCUGCACCACCUUGCCAUCCACCCGGGUUGCUGUUUUCUAGGACUUCGGGCCGUUCCUGCUGCAAUGGGCCUGGGCCGCCUUUCUCCCCUGCCCCACAAGCUGCCAACUUGCCUGGGGCUUGGAGAGGCGAACUUCCCUCUCCGCUGUGGACAUUUUCCAGGGUCCUCCUCCCUCCACGUUCAGAGCAACCAACAGCCGCCUCCAAGGGCUCCCCCCCCAAAUGCCCACAAGAGAUCUGCCAUUUGCCCUCAGUUCUUGGGAGUUUGCCUCAUCUUGUUGCUCACCCUCCAAACACAAUCAGCCCCUUGCCUUUCCAGAGCCUGCAGAAAUCCUGGGAUGCAUUUCUUGUUUUUGUUAGACACUCUGGUUUUUGUUCUAUUUUAGGACGUUUAGUGUGGGGGCGUCUACCGACUUUUCUCUCUAGAGCUGUAAGGUGUCAGGAAGGGAAAGAUGUGGGUGCAGGCAACAGCACAAACCCUCUCAUUACCACCACUGCCCACCAAAACUCCUGCUGUGUUGAGAUUUGACCUGUUUUGGCCUCUGGGGCCAGGUGACCACCUCCUCCCUUGGUUCCUUUUGGGUCUCUUCUCCUGGGCUGGCUGGUGGGGGGGGAAGGCUUGCUCCAUUAAUUCCUGGCUUCAGCAGUGGUGGAGGAAGGGGUAGAGCAUCUGUCAAGCUGGUCUCCAGAGCUUGCUGUCUACGGCCAACUCUUCCCCACCCCCAGGGAUACGGCCCUUUCCCUCUGAAACCUCCCUCCAGCUCAUUGCAGCAGGAAUGGAGGUGCCCCAUUUGCCUCUCUCUUUUUUUUCUCCCCACCCUUUUUUAUUUUUUGCUGGCCUGCUGGGUGUCUGUGCCUGUUUGUCUGUCUGGUCACCCCUCCCCCCCUCCCUUUGCCCUGUGCAAUGUCUGCGCACGGCCUGCCCUGCUCUGUGUGUGUCUCUGGUGUGGGGGCUGCCUUUUGUUGUCUUGUCUGCUGUGUCCUGGGGUGAGGACAAGCAUGUUUCCUUGGAGUGGGAAAUGCAGUUAUUUAGCAGGACUGACUUGCUGGCUCCUCUGUCUUCUCUCCUACCCAGGGCAGACCCCUGACCCCCCAUUUAGCAUUCCCUCACAGCCACUGUGGCGCUGCAGCCCACUGGGCCUAGCACUAGGCCAGAACCUCCCCUUGGAACAUUUGUGUGGUGGGGAGAGUGAGGGGAGCUGGCAGCUGGUCUUUGGGGUCACUCAGAGCUGCUACAGAAGGGAGAGUGUCUCCUUUUCUCCUCCUAUGCUGGCUGCUUCCUCCUCACUUCCCUCCUGCUUUUCUCCUCCUUGGCUGACACAGAGGGACUUGUGCCUUCGAGGGACUCGCUUGCGCCCCCCCACCCCGCUUUAUAUCCUUUGCCUCCUUCCCAGCAUGCACUUUGCUCUUGGUAUUGGGGCAGGGUGGGGGAGGUGUCAUAUUUUGUGCACACAUAUUCUUGGGGUGGGAAAGAGGGUGUUAAUCUUGGCUGGUUCUUCACCCUCUGGGUAUUCCCAGGAAGAAUUUCAUGAGGGCUUCUGCAUGGUGGUGAAGUUGAGGGUGGGAUGGAGGAGCUUAGAGUGUGAGGCCCUGGACCGAGAGGAGGCAGGGGGUGCAUUCUUCAGGCUUUUUCUAGUGUCCCUCGUGUGGGGACCAGCUCCUUCUGUCGCUGUGUUGACUUCCUCCUGCAUUUCUGCCCUGCACAGAUCCGCUAUCGGAAGGACAAGGCGCUGCCCAAGCAGACUCCCUGCUUCCCUGCCAUCACUGGCAUGAAGGACCUGGCCAGCGGGGGCGCCAUUGCUGCCACCAUCCACUACUACUGCCCCCAGAUUGUGCGCCUCGAGGGUGAGUCGGUGCUCUGGUUCCUGGGUGGAGGGAAGGGGCAGCUGCUCGGAGCUUGCAGCCGUUGUGUGUGCAUUGCUUCCACUCGCACGUGUGUGUGCACACGAAUGCACCCCGCACGCUGAUGGCUAUUGUGUGCUUCCCUUGCCCGGUAGACGUGUGCCUGAAGGAGACCAUGUCGGUGGCAGACAGCCUGUACAACCUGCAGCUGAUCCAGGGCUUCUCUGCGGACUAUUUGGGUGGCUCCUGCUUCCUCUCCUUGGAGGACCUGCUGUACAUGCCGCCUAUGCUGAGGGUGAGUGCUGGGACUGGGCAGGAGGUGGGGCAGUCCUCCAGCCCCUCUGUACCUCUAGAGAUAAAAACAUGGCUGCCCUGGCUGCAGUAAGGGAAGCCCUCACAGCUUCAGGGCCGAGGAGCUGCUUGGAAGGAGCCCUGGCAUGGCAGAAGGAAGCCUUGCCCCGUGCCCCGUGUGGCUGCUCAUGUGGAGCAAGUGGGGAUUAGUGUUUGGUCUGAGCGUCCAGCCUGCCUUGGCCCUAAUGAGCCUUGGCUGGGGCCUCCGGCUGCACUAAUUGGAGGCUGAUCGUGCAAGAACAAUGAGGCCCUUCUGCAGUGGGUGGCAGGGCAGUGCUGGGGGCGGGGAUUGCGGUGGGUCAGAAGAGAGACGUUGUAGGCACCAGGAAGAGUUCUUCUCAGGAGUGCUACCUGCAGAUGGAGAUGGUGGAGCAGAGACUAGGUCCUCUCCUCCCCCUUGUUCUCUGGACCCAACUCGGCUAAGUGAGGGGAAUGAAGGCUGCUUCCUCCAGAGACUAUUUGGCUAACUCAUUGCCCUUCAUCCCCAGAUAAACGUCGGGGUGUUCCUGGCAGAGUUGUUCCUGUGCUUUGAGGUGCUUAAGCCUGACUUUGUGCACCCAAAGGAGCUGCCUGGACUUCAAGGUAAGAAGGUGGCAGGUGUGCUUGUAUGUCUGUGGCACCCAGGAAGCUGCCCAGGUUCACGGGCUCGCACUGCUUUGGCUUGCUCCUUGUUGUGUGUAAACUGGCUGCUAGUGCCUCUCUGGGGUUUCAGGUCCAGAGCCUUUCCCCCUGACCUACCUGAAGAUGCUAAGGAUGCUGGAGUCUAAGGUAUGGCUCCCCCCACCCUCCACACCUUAGUGGUAGCAGUUAGCUUGAGGAGCAACUAACCCAGGAUAGGAGUGAGGCAGUCCAUUCCCAGCCUGCAGAGCUGUGCUGUUUGGGGUAUGUAGUAUUGCAAGAUAUUUGUCAGUACAUUCAUUAUGGGCAGACUCUUAUAUUUGGUAUACUAUGUGCUGAUAAUUUCCAAUGUGCUGAGCAGGCAGAAAAACCCAAACUACCUCCCCCCCCCCGAAUAACUUAACACCCACCCCCAUUUAAUAAUUGUAGCAUAUAUGGCAACAACAAAAAAUUGUUUGUAUACUUGUGAACAUGAGAAUUAUGAUUUUUGAAGUAUAUGGAAUGCUGGUGGGAUAAUUAGAGUAGAGGAGGGAGCACAGUCGACAUGGGGAGAGAAAGGAAGAAGCGCAGAACAUCUUAAUUGCAGCUGUAUCUAAUUGUUUCUGAAGACAUUAUUACUAGUUGCAUGCUUUCCAGACAUUUUGCAAAUCUGGGGCCCACGCGCCUGCUUUUUCUUAGUUUUGAGAAUGAAAAGCUUCUCUUAAAGCCUAAGGAAAUUUGUCUUCCACAAGUUAUCUGUUACAGUUCGUACAGUGUUUUGAACUAGAUAAUUGGCAAUCAGGUCCUCCCUUCCUUUUAAGGGGGAGAUGGAAAGAGGGUAUGGCAUAUGCCUCCCAUAUUACGUGGUAUAAACCAAAGGUGACUGGUAUUUUUGUUUCACACCUUGUAGUCACUUUGAUCUGAUUAAUUGAACAAACAUAUUCUGUCUGUGGAGCAUCAAUGGAUCCUGUUGCAGGAUUUAGAUUGUGCUUGCCUUGGCUUUAUCUUGACCAGCAGCGUUCACGGCUUUUCCAAAUACUUGUUAAAACCUUGGCCCUUCCUGGAAAGUUUGCAUUUUUAUGUUGCGAACGCUUUUCUGGUCUUGCUGCAAGAAAAGAUACCUUUAAUCCCCAUUGUGCAUUCUGUACAUCAGGUGGUAAAUUGCAUGCCUGAAAAAUAAGGAAAAGUAAAGGCUGUGCUAUAAAGCCUGUCUGUGCACACAGGUAUUUGAUAGCAGCCUAUCACUGUCACACUUCCCCUGCCGCCCUAAAUCAGUUGUCCCACUGAGUAAGUGGAGCAGAGGCAUGGGCUGCUGGGAGCUGGCAUGCUCCAGCCUUGGAACAAUGGCCUCCUGUGUGAGCCGAGAUGGGAGCAGGUUCCUCUCCUGCCCUUUGGUACACGUGGUUGGCAUUCCCACCCUUUCCUGACCUUCUAGUGACUUAAUCCUCAGCGUGAGCUCUCUGCUCCCUUCCCCUCUCGGCUUGUUCAGUAAAGUGGCUGUUCUCUUCCAGAUUCCCCUGGGCUGAAUGACUCCCUGACGCCCAACAGUGGGAACAACAGCAGGUAAGGGAGCCUCUGCUACUCUCACCACCGCCACUUGGAGCCUGAAACCAGGCUUGCCCUCUCUUGCCCAUGCUGGGAGUCAGAUUUGGAUGCUGUGCUUUGCAAGGAAGGUGUCUGUGGGCUGCUCUUUCUCUCUGGUGCCUCAUUCCAGAGCUAGGAUUUUGUAAAUGGAUGAUGAUGUAGGAGCAUGAGAAAUUGCCUUAUGCUGAACCAGACCCCAUUGAUCCACCUCUAUCAAUGUUGUCUACACCAGGGUUUCCCAAACUUGGGUCUCCAGCCUUUUUCAGACUACAACUCCCAUCAUCCCUAGCUAUCAGCAUCUGGUCAGGAAUGAUGGGAGCUGUAGUUUCAGACAGGGAGCCUCUCCCAGCCCUACCUAGAGAUGCCAGGGAUUGUCUUCUCUAGGGCACUAGUUCCCUACCUUUUCACCCACCAAGAGGACGGUCCCUGCAUUCUGCCAUGUCAGCUGCAGUUCCAGCUUAUAAAACGAAGCUGCUUUAGCCUGAGUGUGUUGCUGUCACUAGCUUCCCUGUCUGGCAGCGUGGCUAGCCAGUCUCCCGUGUAUGAAUCAAAGCUGUUGGGAAGCCUUAGAUGGGAGUCAUGUCCAGACUGCUACCUGCAAGUCCACAAGCCAUGAUGUUGCUGACAGAGGACUCCAGGCAAGGAGCCUUUGGCUCUGAAAAUGUUGCUGGACUCCAACCAGCAACAACCAAUGUGGCUGCUGGUCAGGAAUGAUGGGAGUUGUACGCUGCUGGUGGCUUAACUGUGCCCUUCCCAGUAGUGCUCAAAAACCGUGAAUCCCUUUAGGAAUAGUUAACUAUCGUCUCCCUUCCCCUCUGCCAACUGCAACAGCAACAAGGGGCAAUGUUGCUGUUGCAGCUGGCAGAGGUCUGGGAGAGUCCUUGAGGUCCUUCACGAUUUCAGUGCUGUUGACGUAAGAGUCCUUGCUUUCCUAAAAAAAACUCCACCCAGCAACUUGCUCUUCAGAUGUGUUAGUACUGUACUCCAAAGUGCCACAACUUGACUUUCCCCCUCUCUGCUUGCCUAGGGGGCCUCUCCACAUAUUAAUAUUAGACAGUCUUUGGGGAAACGUGAUCUGGAAGGAGUUAUUCCUGUAAUCAGGGUGGGGAGAGCUCCUUAUGUUUUUUGUGGUGGCUCAGUGCCUCCUUAUGUUUCAGGAGGGUUGGACCUUCCUUUGCUCUGGGGAGAAAACUGCGUCCCUGGCACUGUGGUGUGUGAGUCGGGUGCUCCCUUCCCCUGAUCAGCUGUAGCUGCUGAUCAGGGGAGUCUUCGUGGUUUACCUGGAUUGAGUUGCACUGGUGGAGUAAAGGGGAAAGCACUCUUGGCCAGAGCAGCUGCUCUCCCUUUGCUCCAGGCCAGCAGAAAUUGUAGUUCUUCUUGCAGGGCAGGUGGGUGGGUGGGGGUGUGACUGGGCAAGCUUCUGAUCUUUAAGGUAGGCACAGCUUUCCUCCCAUGUGCAAGUUAUGGGAAUGCCUUUAGGCAGCAAAUUAAAGGAACUUGUUCCUGCAAGUCUGUUCACUUCAUUUGCCAAACGAAUGAGCGGAAUCAACACUUAGCAGAGUGCCUACAUGUUCCACGUAUAAUGUAAUGCAGUGAUUCUAGUGUUGUGCAAAUUCCUUCUUGGGUUUCUAUCACCCCUCCCCUUUAAAAAAACAAAUGCAACAACCCACACCAAACUAGUCCUAUUUCCUCAAAGGACUAGCUUUCAGCACCCAGUUUCCCUCUGCUGACUUCACUUGUGUGAGUGCAGACUGUGUUGGUGCUGCCAGAGGAUUGUGGCUGGAGGCCUAACCAGUGUGCAGCAGCAUCUGCUUCUCUCUGUGUGACAACAAGUUUUGUAGCAAUGUUCUUAAUCUGAUCUCAUCUCUCUCCCCCCCCCGUAGCUCCCCAGUUUUCAGCUUCCGCCACCCACUGCUGCCUGGAGGGCAGGCACAGUCCCCACUCUGUGGUUCUUUAGGUAAGGUGCUGCUGCUUUGUCUAGUCUCUCUCCCCCCACCCUGGCCAAUACAAACCACAUACAAGCUGUGGGGGAAGAAAAGGAGUCCUUCAGUUCUGUUGGGGGUAAAAGGUUAAGCAAAACACAUGCAAGUCUCUUGGAGGUCCUCCUUAAGGCGUCAUUAUCAUGACUGUCGGCAUCCCCAGGGGCUUGUUUCUGUGGUUUCCCAAGCUCUUGGUCCUGGAUAGCUGUUCAGCUUCACCCAGCAGCUGCUGCACAUUUCUCAAGAGCAACAGAGCCAUAGUAUGCCUGCCUUAGAUGGCACAAUUUUAAGAUGCUUUGGUAAAGGCGCAGUAUGCUAGAUUCAUUGCAUGAGUAAGGGUGAGCUCUGUUGAACCUCUUGUAAGGCAAUAAGGGCUGCAACCCUGUGCAACCAGAGAGGGGAAAGCUCUGCCCUUCUGGGUGCUUUGAAUCGCCUAACUUCCAUCCGGCCCAGCUGGCAUAGCCCAAGGCCAAGGACGAUGGGAUUUGUAGUCCAGUUAUGUCUGGAGGGCUGCAGGUUCCUCCUUCCUGGUUUACACCUGGAACUUUGCUUGUGAAUAGGCAUGCACAAAAUUGUACUGUGUAAACUGGCCUAUCAUGGGAAAAGAUCAUUCUGAGAAGGCAGGUUUUAAUCUACAUCUCACCUCAAGAGAUGGCCCUAGACAGCCUGAGAUAUAUCUGACGUCAUCGGAGUUUGUGCUGCUGAUGUCGUGCCCUCGUGGGCCUUUGGUGUCCUUUCAAACACAUGCUUUGUGAAGGAUCCUUGUCAAAGUAGAGCGGCUCUCCUUUUGUGUGCUUGCUUCUCCUUAUUGUGACAUGGAGGAUACUGUCCCCCAAGGACAGCCUGGGCCAACUUGGAGCCCUCCAGAUGUUUUGGGUUGUCACUCCCAUCAGCCAGAGCAAGCAUGGACAAUGGUCAGGGAGGGAUGGGAGCUGGAGUCUGAAACAUCUGGCAAGCUGCUUGGAUUCCUCCCACCCCUUGAGUUGAGGGCCUUGAAUCCUGCCACCAAGUCUCUAGGACAACCCCACUGUAUCUUCUUGUUCCUCUGAUUUGGGUCCUUUUUGUGUCCUUAGGCUCCCUGCAUCACUCCACAUCCAUGUCCCAUGUUGAGGGCUUUGGUAAACCAUGGAGCAAGAAGCAGCUCAGGUGAGGAGCACGGGGGGUGGAUUUCAUAUGGCCAGAGGAGGGGACAACUUCCCAGACCUCUGCUUAUCCACCGACUUGGGAUACAGAGUUCUGAGAAGCAGUACCAGCAGGUUGUGAGUGGAAGGUGGGCUUGGAAUGUCCCAGCUUGUCCGUCCUUCUUUUGCUCCUAAUCUUAUCGCUUUGCUCCGCUUCCCUAGCCACCCGUUGUCGCAGGCGGUCUCCUUCAGCAUCCCCUUUGGCUUGGACAGCGAUGUGGACAUUGUGAUGGGGAACCCGGUGGGCAUGCUGCGCUCUGUCAGCUCAGACAGCCUGGCCCCUGCCCUCUAUUCCUCCUUGCCUCGCUCCCCACGCCCACGGUCCACUGACGUGGUUGAGGCCCCCAAUGGCUUAGUGACAACACCGCUCCAUGGGACUGGACCCAAGGCCCAGGAGGGGCUGGCCCUGGAAAACGGGCUGAGCGACGGCUACCCCGACCUGCCUACCAUCGAGGAGGCCCUGCAGAUCAUCCACAGCAGCGAGCGCCUGCUCCCCGAGGGAGCGCCCGAUGGCUUUUACCUGCACUCUCCGGAGCCGCCGAAAACUUCUGUGCCAGAAAAGGCACCCAUGGCUGCUGUUUACCGCUGCCACAAUGGCCCCCCCAAUGGGGCCGAGCCAGCCCAGGACGGCAGCCUAGACUCAGACGCAGAGGAGCCCACACGGGCCCCUGGCGGCCCAGAUGACUCCACCUCGUGCGUCAGUUCGCUGAGCUCGCAGCCCGACAGCACGGCUUCGUCCGCCUCUGGUGUGCGCAUGACCAGCUUCGCGGAGCGCAAGAAGAAGCUGGCGGCGACAGACAGCAAGUCCAGUGGGAUCAGCUCCGAGGGCUCUGAGGUUGGGCCUGUCCCGCCAGACGAGAGCCCCGCCCAGAGCCCCGCCCUCAGCUCAGAGAUGAGCCAGCUGGGGGCGCGGCUGGAGGAGAAGCGCCGGGCCAUUGAGGCUCAGAAGAAGCGCAUUGAGGCCAUCUUCACCCGGCACCGCCAGCGCCUGGGCAAGAGUGCCUUCCUGCAGCUACAGAAGGCCCCCGAUGCCCAAGGCCAGUCGGAGGAUGGCCGGCUCGCUCUCGAGGAGCGGCUUGCCCAGCUGGAGGCCGAGGAAGAGGCCGGAAGCCCUCGGGCCCGCCUAGACAACAAGCAGGUGACCUUUUCCCCGGAAAUCACCAAGGGCGGAGCGUUGGACGAGAACCUGGGCGACUACAACCGGGCGGUGGCCAAGCUGAACACCGCCCUGAGCUCCCUGCAGCUGGACAUGCAGCGACUGAGCGAUCAGCAGCAGCGCCUCCUGCUGGAUAAGAAGCCUAGCGUGCAGGCCUGGGUGAUCCCAGCCCCAAGGACCGGCCGUGAGGGGGCUCCUCCCCGCUCCUCCCUGGAGCUGUCCUCCCCCUCGCCGUCGCCCUCCCCUUCCCGCAAGUCCCGCUCCCCUCAGCCCACCCCUAAGAAGUCUCCCGCCCCGGCUCCGCCCAAGAGCCCCCGGCACGCCCGGCCAGUGGAGCUGAAGCUGCCCCCCCUCACGCGGGUCCUGACGCCUCCCCACAACGUGGACACCCUCCCGCACCUCCGCAAGUUUUCCCCCAGCCAGGUGCCCAUGCAGACCCGCUCCUCCAUCCAUUUUGCCGAGGACGAGGAGCUGCCCGUGCCGGAGGCCCAGGGGAACUUGCGGCCUGUGGCCUCGGUGCCCCCUCAGGGGGGCAAUGGCCGUGUCUCUGGGGAUGGUACCAGUGACGUCUCCUCGCCCAGCGACCGGCGCAGCAGCCUGAUUGAAAUCCCCUUGUCCAGCCUGAAGGGGGAGGAGGAAGACGACGAUGCAGAUGGCGACGACUCGCUGGAGGGAUCCAUCACCGAGGCCCUGGACUCCGAGCCGGCCCGGGCUGGCAUGGGCUUCUACUUCAAGGUAAGCGCUGGAAGCGGAGACUGCAAACACCCAUGACGGGCAUUCUGCACUUUCUGUAGAAGAGCUUUUGGAGCAUGGGCAAGAGGCAGCUGGGUAUGGCUCGGCCCUUGGAGCCAGCCAGGGCUAGGCUGGGCUUCAGGUGACUGUGCUGCUUCGCUCUUUCUUGGCUGGCUCAAGGUAACGGGAGUAGGCAGCCUGCAGUGGGACAGGGAUUCCAAGGGGCCCCUUUUGACUGGCAGGAGCGUCUGCAGAAUGUGCAGGUGGGGUUGCUGAAGCCAAGUGCUUGAACAAAGACACUGUGUGCGUGUGUCCAACUUAAAACGGACAUCUCCUUUCUGAGAUCCUUGUGGGUCAGGGAAGAUCUUUUUUCAGACGUGUUUUUCUACUGCGCCGGCUUAAAUCACACCAGCUGCUGCUGCUCUCUAGUGGCGAUGCAGAUCUCUGCAGCAUCUUGGACUGGCCCAAAGAUAGGACCAUAAGCAUGAGCUCCAGAAGCAGAACUCAGCCUCAAAUGAAGAGAGGAUGGAGUGUGGAUCAUGUACAGAAUGACCUCUGCCAGGUUGACUUGGGAUUUGCAGUGGGAGUUUGAGGUCUCAGUUCCUGAGCUUUCUGCCAGUUUUGGACCUCAUUCUGAGGCUCGAUAAUCCUGGGACCUCCAGGCAUCGAUAAAUCACAUGAAGUUUUUUCCUUCUCUCUAUCACCCACCUUUGGGAUUCUGAUCCUAUCUGUAGGUGCUAGAAACCCCAUUUUGGGCAAGCCCUAUCUAUAGCUGGCAGGAUCACACAGGAUACAUGGAGUGGCAUUUGCAGAGGGGUUGAGAGCAGUUGGCUCCAGUCCAGAGGAAGGUAGAGAAAGAACCUAAGAGCUCUGCUGGAUCCGACCAAUCUAGUUCAGCAUCCAGUUGUCAUUGUAGCCAACCAUAAGGACAGGCCUGGCUGCUGCGUGACUCCUGUCCUGAAAGUGAAAAGUGACCCUGCAUCUUAGAGGACUCACCAACCCUUUCUCUCUACUGACUCGCUGCGUUUGUUCAGGAUGAGGCGAAGGCUGAGGAGGAAAUGGCGCAGAAGCGCGCAAGCUUCCUAGAGAGGCAGCAGCGACGCACUGAGGAGGCGAAGCGCAGGAAGCAAUGGCAGGAGGCGGAGAAGGAGAAAAAAGAGGAGGAGGCAAGGUGAGGUUGGGAUGGGGGAAGCCACAGGGUCCUUCUCAUUCUUGGCCCUCUUUGUAGGCAUGGCCAUGGUAGGUGCUUCUGCUGUGGCGGGAGGCCAUGUGCUUCCAGUAUUCCACCCCCACCCCCAGCUCUAUUUGGUUUCCCCAGUUCACAUGCUACACCGACACUUACAAAAAAUGGGUCACUCAAGUAAUGCAUCUAUAACUACUGCUUCAUUUGUUUUGUAUUGGUUCUGAUGCACUGGGAUUUCCCAUUGUGUGGAAAUGGCUCUCAUGUCACAGUGGGGCCUUGUGUGAAUGGGGCCCUUUUCACUCAAUCUUCCAGGGUUUCCACCCCCCUGCACACCCUAAAACUGGAGAGAUCAGCCCACUUGUUGAGCUGCAGUGCACUUUAGUAUGAUGUUGAAUCCUUCCUCCUAUAACUACAAAAUGUCUGCUGGGCUUGUAGUCACUUUUAACCUCUGGCUGUGUUCUUGACUGUGCUUCUCCAGACAGCGGCAGGCAGAGGAGCAGCCCCGGCAAGAGGAGGAAGUGGUGGGGCCGAGGCGCGGUGACUUCACCCGCCUGGAAUACCAGCGGCGCCACCAGCUCAAGCUGAUGGAGGACCUGGACAAGGUGCUGCGGCAGAAGCCCACCACUGUGCGCGCCCUCAAGAAGGGGCGGCCCAAGACCGUCUUCUGUGAUGACUCUGCCCUCGCGCGCAGCCCCGUGAAAGGCCUCCUUGGUAAGAGCUGUGGCUAGUUGGGAGAGGAGCUGGGCACGCUCUGCAGGGCGGCGGAAAACUUGUAAACGCAGUUGCCAUGUGUCACGGUGGGACUAGAAUGCAAAGGGACCGUGGUUCAGGAAAGGGACCACGGUUCAGGAAAGGGGAAAGGGAAAGCUGUGGCCAUAUAAACUUUGCCCCCAACUCCUGAUCAUGUGCCUGCCUAUUCCUAGGCUCCAAGCUCAGCAAGGUGUAUUCCCAGUCGACACUCUCGCUUUCUACGGUGGCCAACGAUCCUGGCAACUCUCUCUCCAUCAAGAGGUCUUCUCGGUGAGUUUGUAGUACUUCUACUUGUUACUCUUAACGCAUUAAGAGGGUACAGGGGAGAUGCAAAAACCCUGGCAGUGUGCUCUAGGGUGGAUGGGAUUUGGGUUGGCCUUCUAGCUAGUAGCAGGCCCAAGGAAAAUGGGUUUGUGCUGCGCUUGCAGAAGUUAAGGGUGAGCACUUCUGUUUUGCAGAGCUGCGUCUCCUUCUGGGCCAAUGUCCCCCAGCCGGUUGCUGUCCAACCAGAACCGGGAGCGUGACUGGGAGAACGCAUCGACCGCCUCCUCGCCAGCCUCCAUUCCAGAGUAUACGGGUAAACCUCUUGCUGUCUCAGUCCUCCCUUCCAGAAAAUUCCUGCUUUCCUCCUGUGACACUACAGAGGGGCCUCUGCUAGAUCCCCUUCUCCAAAUGCACUGGCAAAGUGUCUUGAUCUGGUGCCUGCUCUGCAAGGGCAUCAAGAGACCUCUAGAUCCUUUGCCUUGUCUUGCCAGGGCUGCCUUCCUUAGGGAGCCUCGUGAGCCUGUCUUCUCUGCUGAACUUUUCUUCUCUCUGCAGGGCCCAAGCUGUACAAGGAGCCCAGUGCCAAGUCCAAUAAGUACAUUAUUCACAAUGCACUGUCUCACUGCUGCCUUGCUGGCAAAGUCAAUGAACCCCAGAAAAAUCGCAUCCUGGAGGUAAGCUGAGGGGGCAAUAACAUGGGGUGGGAUGGCAGGUUGUUAAAUGGCUGUGGGCUGGGCAAGAUGCAUCCUUCGCCCUCGUCUUGCUGAACUGUGCACAUCAUGUAGAUAUCCUCCUCUGAUCUCUGUGAAUUUGGAAGAACAUCAUGUUGGCUCCAGCUCCUGACUCUGCAUGGGCUUUGUAGCUAUAGACGUUUGCCUUUGCUUAAUACAGCAAGGCCUCACCUUCCGCUGUUAGAAAAUAGUGGCAUAAAAGCAUCGCACUGGCUGCACCACUGAGAGAUGUUAAUCAUAGAACCCCAUGUACAAAGGUGUUUGGUCACCUUCAUUGGCUGUGAGCCUAGUGGCUGUUGAACCGUACUGUCAGAAGGUAGGAGAGCCCCCUACCCUCUGAAGAAAUCUCCCUUUUCUCAGUGGAGAUCAAGAAAAUCAUGUGCGACAGCUGCUGGCUCACAAGAACUUAGAACUGUACAUGUUUGUUGUUGGUUCUGCAGACAUUUCUAAUGUUGGAAUGUUUUAUGUGCCUCAACUUGAUUCUUACUCCUGUUUUACACGCAUCUUCCUCCCUGCCCCCCCCCCCCAUUUUAGGAAGUGGAGAAGAGCAAAGCCAAUCACUUCCUCAUCCUGUUCCGUGAUUCGAGCUGCCAGUUCCGGGCGCUGUACACCCUGUCGCCGGAGACGGAGGAACUGACGCGCCUGGCAGGCUACGGGCCGCGCACCAUCACUCUGGCCAUGAUCGAGGGCAUCUACAAGUACAGCUCUGACCGUAAGCGCUUCACGCAGAUUCCCAGCAAGACCAUGUCCAUGAGUGUGGAUGCCUUCACCAUCCAAGGACACCUCUGGCAGACCAAGAAGCCAGGCACCCCCAAGAAGCCAGGCACACCAAAAUAGCCAGGCCUUUCCAACCUCAGUCCGUCUACUGCUUUUCUCUGCCUGGACUUUAGAGCUGCUACUUGUUAGGUUGCCAGCGAAAGUUGGAUAUAUGGAACCCUACACAUAACCUUCCAAAAUGGGUGGCUUGUGUAGAUGGGUCUGUUAAGCAGGGGGCCACAUCUUGUACUGGACCAGCGUUCUCUCUGGCUGUAUCAGAGCCACACAGGAAUCUUGUGCAUAGUUCUGAUGCCUGUUCUAAGGAGACUACUUUUUUGGGGGGGGGGGGGUGUUGUUGACAGAUGCUCUGGAAACUGCCAAAUCCCAUGAUAAUCUAGAGGCUCAGAGUUGCCAUAGUGACACUGCCCUACAUGCGGCCUGUGUGCGCUCGUCUGGGCUCCUGCAUGCUCUGUCUGCCUCCAGCCACCACCUGAAUGUUGGUCCACCACCACAGCAAUGAAGGGUCUCUCUCUCUGACUCCUGCUUGCCUGGGGAAUGGGGCCCAGGCCUUCUUUGGUUCUGUUCGGGGUUUCUUGUUUCCCUGGGUGCCCCUGUUUAUAUUUAUACAUACUUAUACAUAUAUAUAUAGAUAUAUAUAUAUAUAUCUUGGAGCUAUUUAAUGAUUUUUCAAUUAUUUGUAUAUAAAAAGGAACAAAUUGCAUUUGGAACAGUGGGGCAGGGUGAAUUUGUAUAUGGAGAUAGGCAUGGUGGGGGGAGGGUAGCACAGAACAAGGUGUGUGUGUGUGGAUGGAUGUUUCCUCCUUUGGCGUUUUGUCUUUCUUCCUUUCCCCACUUCCCCUUUGGGCUUUUUUUUUCCUGCUCCCUUGUUCACAAGGGCUAUUUGGUGUAGAGAUGGGCAAGGGCUGUUUACAUGUCAUAACUUUUUAGCAGGCAUUUUGGGGGAUGGCAGGGAGCCUGUGAAUUUGGCAAGCUUCAGCUGGCCAUUCUCAUUCAAAAUAUUUGGAAGCUGGGAGUUGCUGUAGUCACAGAGCAGGCCUCUGUGGAUCCUGAACUGAGCUGCCAAAUGGAAAAAGCAAACUCCUACCUGCUCUAGGAAGAGAGCAGGCUCCAGCCUCUUCUUUCCUUCCUUCCUUACCAGUUUAGAGCUGCGCCUCUGGGCUGUAGCAGGCAUUGAAUGUAGGCUGCUCCUUCAGUUGUCCUCCCCAAGAGCCAGAGAAGGCCUGGGCACUGAGGGGCUUCUACCCUCUUUUCUUUCUCUUCUCCCCCACCCCCUACCCAGCCCACUUGCUGUUUGGGUCUUUUCCUCCGCCUCCUGCUCUUUUGGGGCUCUCGAGGCAGAGUGCAGGAGGGAGCUGGGGGAAGCCAGUCCUGUUCAGCUUGGGGUUCUGUCUUGUUCAACUUUAUUCCAGGUCUCUCGUGGUUGCUUGUUGAUGACCGAAUGUCAUGUAGGUGUUUGGGGAUACAGUAUAGUGCAGGGUUGGUGUUAAAAAAAAUUAAAAAGGCAGGUGGGAACUUUGUCCCUGGCUGCUUAAUAAAGUAACUUAAAUGAACUCUUUGCUGGUCAUUACUUUGGUGUACUUCCAUCCCACACAGAGUGGGGUGAAUAAAAGACACUGGAG
Molecule: messenger RNA, 48800 nt
Organism: Podarcis lilfordi (Lilford's wall lizard)
Lineage: Eukaryota; Metazoa; Chordata; Lepidosauria; Squamata; Lacertidae
Source: the annotation of a GenBank genome assembly